This is a messenger RNA of Pelobates cultripes (western spadefoot toad), 69742 nucleotides long. The record is from the annotation of a GenBank genome assembly. NCBI's taxonomy places the organism in Eukaryota, Metazoa, Chordata, Amphibia, Anura, Pelobatidae.
AUGGAGGUGAUCCUGGGGAAUAGUGAGGAUAUUAAUAUCAGUAAAUGGUUACAGAAGGGAUUUCAGAAUAUUCAAGAUUGUAUAGAUAGAAAGGAAAUUAAGCCUUUUAACCAGUUACAAACAGAGUUCGGAAUUGACAGCAAAGAGAUCUUUCCAUAUUUAAGAAUCAAAUUCUAUCUGGGGACAUUUUUGGAAUUUCAAAUGGAUAAAAAUACGAGUUACCUAAAAAAUAUUCUGGAAAGUCAUAGAUUAAAAGGACAUAUAACUAGAUGUUAUGAAUUUCUAAAAGACUCUCAGAAGUCCCAUGUGUGGAAAUCUAAGAUCAAGUGGGAAAAUGACUUACAUAUUGAAAUCACAGAGCAAGAUAUGAUAAGGGCGAUAGUCAAGGUGAACAAAUCAGUACAUUGCCUGAAUAUAGUAGAUAAUUUUUAUAAGCUCAUAAAUAGUGAUGUCCCAAACUGUUCGCCGAACCGUGACAAACAGUUCGUGAACAGUUCGGCGAACAGUUCGGGACAUCACUACUCAUAAAUAGAUGGUAUAUGGUUCCUGAAAAACUGGCCAAAUAUACAAAGAUCAGCAUAAUAAAUGCUGGAUAUGUGCCGCUGGGAAAGGAGACUAUCUCUAUAUAUGGUGGCAAUGCAAACACUUAAGUAAGCUAUGGAAGAGUAUUUAUGAACAGAUUUAUGCUACCUGUCAGAUGUAUACCUUUUACACCACAGAGCUUCCUGCUACACCAGGGAUGGCCCUCUAUGCCCACUGAAAAAAGUAUGCUAAUAACUCACAUUUUGAUGGCAGCUAAACAUGCUGGCAAGGCAUUGGAAAAGUAAUAAGGUUUUAGAGUGGGACGAAAUUAAAAAACAAUCGAUAUAUCAAUGUAAAAUGUAAAUUGGAAUAAUUCAAGGGAAUUCAGUUGGAUUGCCGAAAAUUAGUACAUGGACAAAAAUUGUGGAAAAGCUCCUGGUCAGUAAUUAAUGUUUACACUAAAGAUGGAUGGUGAUGCCCCCGUGGUGUGUCUGUGUCCCAAGAAAAUCUUGCUGUAAGGGUUGCGCCCAUUUGGGAAGUAAGUAAUAUAUGGAUAUGUAUAAAGAGUCAUAAAAAAUGCUAGUCCCUGGAGACAGUGAAUGUGUCAGAGAAUGUUUUUUUGUUUUUUUUUAUGUAGGUACCUUAACUUUGCAAUACAUGUAGCCUACAGAUAUUGUAUUUUCACUGCUGUUCCUCCUAGUUUUAUAGUACAUGAAUUAUAUUUGAAUUUAUGUAAUUUGAGAUACUGUACAUAUUGAUGUAAUAUAUAGACACUCCGUUUCUAUUUGCUUCUUAUCUAGUAUUGAGGUAAAAGUUUUAUUAUUAAAUAUUUGUCUUGCAAUUUGAAGUACUGUAUGUAUUGAUUUUUUUUGUGAAAUGUUGAAAAAUAAAAUAUAUUUAAAAAAAUAAAAUAAAAAUGUUUAAAGCUGUGGCAACUGACAUUUAAUGUGGAUAAAUGCAAGAUAGUGCAUCUUGGGCGUAAAAACCCAAGGGCAGAGUAUAGAAUAUUUGAUGCUCUACUAACCGCAACAGCUGAGGAAAGAGAUUUAGGAGUAAUUAUUUUUAGAUGACUUAAAGGUAGGCAGACAAUAGAGCAGCAGGAAAUGCUAGCAGAAUGCUUGGUUGUAUAUGGAGAGGUAUUACAUAGUUACAUAGCUGAAAAGACACUUGCAUCCAUCAAGUUCAGCCUUCCUCACAUAUGUUUUUGCUGUUGAUCCAAAAGAAGGCAAAAAACCUAGUCUGUAGCGUUUCAAAUUUUGCAACAAACCAGGAAAAAAUUCCUUCUUGACCCCAAAAUAGCAGUCAGAUGUCUCCUGGAUCAAGCAGCUAUUACCACACUAAUUAGAAAUGAUAUCCCUGUAUGUUAUGUUUUUGCAAGUAUUUAUCCAAUUUCAGUUUACACAUCUGUAUGGACUCUGAUAAAACCACCGAUUCAGGCAGAGAAUUCCAUAUCCUUAUUACUCUUACUGUAAAAAAACCUUUUCUUUGCCUUAGAUGACAUCUCCUUUCUUCCAGCCUAAAUCUGUGACCCCGUGUCCUGUGUAUAGCCCUGUUUAUGAACAGAUUUCCAGAUAAUGGUUUGUACUGGCCCUGAAUAUAUCUGUAUAAUGUUAUCAUAUCCCCUGUGAGGCUCAGUUUUUCCAAACUAAAGAGAUUUAUAUUUUUUAACCUUUCUUCGUAACUAAAAUGCUCCAUUCCUUUUAUCAAUUUUGUAGCUCAUCUCUGCACUUUUUAUACUGCCAUGAUAUCCUUCUUUAAAACAGGUGCCCAAAAUUGCACAGUAUAUUCAAGGUGUGGUCUUUACAGCGAUUUAUAAAGAGGCAAAAUUAUAUUUUUAUCCUGAGAAUUUAUGUCCCUAUUUAUACAUGACAAAACCUUACUGGCCUUAGUAACUGCAGAUUGACAUUGCAUAUUGCUGCCUAAUUUGUUGUCUAUAACAAUUCACAAAUCCUUCUUGUGAGUGGUUAUCCCUAAUUCACAACCAUUUAGGGUGUAAGUUGCUUGUGCAUUCUUGACCCCGAAGUGCAUAACUUUGCAUUUCUCUACGUUAAAUUUCAUCUGCCAUUUUAGUGCCCAAUUCCCCAAUCUAUCCAAAUCCCUCUGCAACAAAGCAGUAGAAAGAGGGAAGGGAUCAGUGUUAUAGAACACUGGUGAGACCUCACUUGGAGUAUUGUACACAAUACCGGAGACCGUAUCGUCAGAAUGAUAUUGAUACUUUGGAGAGAGUUCAGAGAAGGGUUACUAAACUGGAUUGCAGGAUAUUUUUUUUUUUUAAAUUACCAGUAAUGGUUAAAAGAUCUUAACAUGUAUAGCUUGGAUGAAAGACGAGAUGGGGGGGAUAUUAGUGAAACAUUUAAAUACUUAAAGGGAAUUAAUAUAGUAAAGGAGGAGACUAUAUUUAAAAGAAGAAAUACUACCCCAACAAGAGGAUAGUCUUAAAUUAGAGGGGCAAAGGUUUAAAAAUAAUUUCAGGAGAGGGUAGUGGACUCAUGGAAUAGUCUUCCAGCUACAGAGGAUAACACUGUGAAGGACUUUAAGCAUGUGUGGGAUAGGCAUACGGCUAUCCUAGCUAUAAAAUAAGGCCAGGGACUAAUUAAAGUAACUAGACAAUUGGGCAGACUAGAUGGGCCGAAUGGCUCUUAUCUGCCAUCACAUUCUUUGUUGCUAGGUUUCUAAAAAAAAAAAUUUGUUUUUACAGGUUUGAAAAUGAUCUUAAAAUAAUGAAUGGAGUUAAACUAGGCCUGUACUGGAAAAUCAUGUGGGGAUUUGUAAGUCCCUUGCUGAUAAUAAGUUUGUUUAUCUUUUACCUUGUGGAUUACAUUAUGGCAGGCACUCUUCAAUAUAAAGCAUGGGAUGCCACUCAGGUACAGUUUUUUUGUCUUUUUUAAGAACUAAGUAAUCAUCUUAUAAAAAUAUCUGUCUGUUUAUAUUAAACCUUUUAACAAUGUGCAUGUCUCUGCCUACAUUUAAAAAAAAUGUGGAAAUGCAAAUCAAUUAAAACAUUCACUAAUAUGUAACAUAUAUUCAUAUACACACAGGAUGGCCCGUAAGUCCCUACCCAUCAAGCACACAGAUACACUGUGUGGUUCUGAAGCCUAGUUCAUAAAGUGAGAGUUCAUAGUGAGAACUAAUUUCCCAUAAACCACAAUGUAAUAAGCAUAGGUUCAGUUCCUGACCAACACAUUUUACUAUAGAAAACCUAAAUUAUUAAGCGCAAAUACAAAAUAUAGGUAUAACAAAUACAUAUAUGUUGUAGGAACAUUAAAGAAAUACAUACCAUAUUGAAUUCUUCAUCAAAUCAUCCUCAAUCAUCAUCGUCUUCAAUGAAGAGACAUGCUGCACUUGAUGAAUGGGGCACUGCACAGUCCUCCCUCAGUUGUUUGGUGCUUGUUGAAGGCUGCACCUCACUUGUUUCUGGUUCAUUUGAGACAGAGCUAGUCACAGCAGCUUUCUGUUGACAAGCAUUUCUUAGAUCUCUAGCAACUUUGGUACUUCUCUCAAAGUUAGAAUCUUGUGACUCAAAAAUAUUAAUGGCCUUUUCCAUUUGUUGAGAUGCUUCCUUGAGGCCUUUCAAAGUGAAAGAAUGAACAGGAGUUUUAGGUGCUGUAACAUCUUCUACCUCUUCAACUUCCUCUUGUUCUUCUAUAUCUAAGAGGUCUUCAUUUGUAAGUUCUUCAAACCCUUGAACAUUAGUACUAAAAAACUGAGGGCAGAGCUUUUUCCAAACACCUUUCAUGGUUUUCUCUGAAUUUUGGUUCCAGGCAUAUGCUGUAAUUUUUAUUGCAUCUAAAAUAUUAAAUAAUUGUCUCCAAAAAUCUUUAAGACUUGGACCUGUCACGUUAUCUGUUGCUUUAAUCAACAUUUCAAAUGUCUGCCGAAGGUACAGUGCUUUAAAUGUGGCGAUAACUCCUUGGUCCAUUGGUUGCAAAAUGGAAGUUGUAUUUUUUGGCAAGAAUAUGAUUUUGACAUUAGGGUGAUGAUGUUGAAGAGAGGGUGGAUGACCGGGUGCAUUAUCUACCAGCAGAAUUACUUGAAAAGGUAUUGAUUUAUCUUCACAAUAUUUUUUCACUUAAGGUACAAAAUAAUGUGAGAACCAAUCUUCAAACAGCGAAGCAGUAACCCAACCUUUUUUAUUGGCUUUCCAUAUGACUGGCAGUGCGCUUUUCACAUUUCCUUUAAGUGCCCUAGGGUUUUCUACACGAUGCACCAUCAUGGGUUUUAACUUAUAGUCUCCAGCUGCAUUCCCACCAAGCAAUAAAGUUAGUCAAUCUUUCGCUGGUUUAAAAUUGGGCAUUGAUGAUUCUUCUUUUGCAAUGUAGCUUCUUGAUGGCAUGCGCUUCCAAAAGAGACCGGUUUCAUCCGCAUUGAAAACCUGUGAUGGCGAGUAAUUUCCCUCUUCCAAUAUUUCAGCCAACUUAGCAGGAAAUAAUUUAGCCGCUUCUGUAUCAGCACUUGCGAAUUCUCCAAGGAUUUUUAUGUUAUGCCAACCAGCUCUUUUUUGUACCGAUCAAACCUACCACUGCUUGCAGAAAAUGUUUCUUCAACGUUGCCUCCUUUUCUUUGUUUCAGCAUCUCAAAAAGUGAUAAAGCUUUAGCACAAAUGGUAGCAUAGGUAACAGGCAUAUGGAGCCGUUCAGUUUGAUCACUUAUCCAUGCUGUUAAAAGAUUUUCCAUAUAAGGAAUAAGUCUUUCAUUUUCUUUGGUAUAGUAGAAUGCAGGGAUUGCACAUUUUUACUUCCUUUAAAUAUUUUUCUCUGUCUUUCAAAAUUGUACUCACAGUUGAUUUACUUAGUGAAUAUUUGGUAGCUAAUUCUUUAGUGGUUUUUCCAGCAUCUGUUAUGAUGUUCAUUUUCUUUCCUAAUGUUAUGACUUUUCGUCUUUUGAUAUUUUCAUUACAAGCACCAACUGUAACCUCCUUUCUUUUUGGUGGCACUUUCUUCUUUCUCAACAUCCCUCUCUCCUUUAUCACUUUCCUUUUCCUUCUUCAAUUUCACACCUCUCUUAAGCCUUCCUCCUUCUUCUUUCUCAACUUCCCUCUCUCCUUUAUCACUUUCCUUUUCCUUCUUCAAUUUCACACCUCUCUUAAGCUUUCCUCCUUCUUCUUUCUCAACUUCCCUCUCUCCUUAAUCACUUUCCUUUUCCUUCUUUUAUUUCACACCUCUCUUAAGCCUUCCUCCUUCUUCUUCCUAAACUUCCCUCUCUCCUUUAUCACUUUCCUUUUCCUUCUUUUAUUUCACACCGCCUCUCUUACUUUCAGGCUUGCACCUCUCCUUUAUCACUUUUUUCCUCCUUUUAUUUUUAGAGCUGUCAAUCUCUACUCCUUUUAUUUUUUAGUGCUCCUUUUCUUUUUAUUCUCUUUUUUACAGUAUUUUUAGAGCCUUCAAGCUUCUCCCCUUUCCUCAGGCUCUUCAGCCCUCCUCCUGCUCCUUGCUAUGCUACCUGCCAAAAUAUGGCACAAUGUCACACACACACUUUAUAUGGAAAAACAGCUAAAAUUACAUUUCACAACAUGUCUUUGUCUGUCUACAGGAAGGGGGGGGGGGGGAUUAUGGAAAAUGUAAGAAGUCCCAAGCAUACUCACAUCAAUCUCUGGCACACACACACACAAACAUGAUUUUUUACCUUACCUUUCACUCCUGUUCACUCCCUUAAGCACACUCACAUCAAUCUCAGGCACACACACAAAAACCAUACAAUUAGAAAAAGCAUAUAGGUACAUUAAAAUGAAAAAGAAAAGUUAUUUCGACAAACUAUUAGAUGCACUGUUAUAUGUUCACACAUCAUAUAUGGAAACCCUAAUCAGCAGUAGCAGGUCAGGCUAAACUGUGCUCAGUGUUUUAAUUUUUUUUUUCCAUUUAAAGAAAAGUUAAGAUAAAUUUCUCAUUAACUCUACCUUGUCCAGUUGAUAAUAUAUUUACUAAGCCUUCAAUCCACUAAACACAUUUAUGCAGGUCCAUACAGCAAGUUGAAGGCAAAUUCUGGCAGAAUUAAGACACGUUAGAUGUGGGCUUUUAUUUGGAAGGUUGGCCUGCAUUCAUCCAUUUCAAAGUGUAUCUGUCAUGAAAUUCUAUGCAGGUGUUAAUUAAUAGGACAUCACAUACUGUACUAUCACUCAUGUACUGUACACUGUGCCAUCCAUUCAGUAAAUGUUCCAGAUUCUGUUACAUCCUGUUCUAAACAGAAAAAUACUCAAUUGGAUAUAAAGACAAAGCUAAUUAUACAGAUUUUAAACUUACCUUUCACUCCUGUUCACUCUCCUGGCCUCAAAUUCAUUUUCCAGUGCCUCCAAACAUGCUCCAUGGUCCACAUCCAUGGAUUGCUGAAAAAAAAUGGCGGCGGAAAUAAAAUGGCGCGUGUUGGAGAUAAAAUCAGCUAUACACGAAGACUUGAUGAAUGCUGGCUGAGCAACUCCCACUUAGGAAAUAGGACCCUAGGAAUCAGUUAAGAAGACAGAGACGUGUUCAAUAACCAAUUCUCAGAAUCCUGUUUCCUAAGAGGGAGGGGCUCAGCCAGCAUUCAUCAAGUCUUCGUGUAUAGCUGAUUUUAUCCCCAACAAAUUGGUGUCAGAGUGGGAUGUAGGUAUAGUGGUCUUGUAGGGGUGCUUGGCAGGAGGUGCAAUGAUGGGGUAUUAUCUUGCAGGGCUUGGUAUGAGUGAGUGAAGAAGGCAGUAAAGGCUGAUAUGGGGUGCUCGGAUGCCCAGGCUUUAAUGGGGUGCAGUAUGUGUAGUUGUGGAGUGUUAGUAUAGUGGUUCUGGACUGAAUGACAGGGGUGCAGUGCUAGCUGGCAGGACUGAGUGGGUACAGGAAGUGGGGGAUCAGUGAAGGAUGGAAUGGGGUGCUGGGGUAUCCAGGUUAUAAUGGGGUGCAGACUGUUUUGGAGUGGUCCAGGGCUGUAUUGAUAUUUGUCAUGGGGUGUAGUGGUGAGGUGCAGGAAGAUGGGGGACUGUGGAGCCUGGAAUGGGGUGCUGGGAUGCCCAGAUUAUAAUGGGGUGCAGUCUGUUUUGAAGUAGUCCAGGGCUGUAUUGAUGCUUGUCCAGGGGUGUAGUUUUGGGGUGCUGGCUUGCAGUGUUGGGGUGCAGUUAGUGGGGGGGGCAGGGAAAAUCUGCUUUAAAUAAAAAUGUAAAUAUGCAAAGUGUGGAGGAUGGGAAAAGGAAAAGAAUAGGUGUCUGAAAGACACAAUCCCUUACCUUCCGUCUCCAAUUGCACCCAAACUUCUGACACAAAUUUGUUGGGUAUAAAUUCAGCUAUAUCCCCCCCCAAAAUUAUUUUUUUUAAAAAGGGAGGCUGUUUUUUGUUAUAUCCUAUGUUAUAUAACGCACGUAUAUUUGAUAAAAAACAGAUAUUUACAAAUACCAACAUCUUGGACAAACAACAAGAACAUUUCGAAAUCCAUACUUUUCCCGUAAUUCUUUAGAGAAUCGGAGAUACAAUUCCAAAUUCAAAUUAACCCUUAUAUGAACAGCUAGGAUAGAUAGUGAAAUGGAUAUUCGUAAAACAUUCGUAAAAGCGGGAAAACGUAAAGCGGGAGUUCGUAAACCGGUAAAUGACUGUAUGUAUAUAUAUAUAUAUAUAUAUAUAUAUAUAUAAAUAAAAUGAAUUUUCUCACCCCCUCCUAGCUGGUAUUUCUUUUCCUCAUUCUCAGGUCCUUUACCAGAGGCCUGGGAGUUUUAGGUUUCUGCGCAAUACCUUAGCUGUUCCUGUGUCACAGGAACACUAUCUACAUGAACACUAUAUUCCAUGAUUCACAGGAAUGUACAUGAUUCAUGUACUGUAUAUCAUGUACAUGAAUAUCUACAAACGGUGUCAACAUAUAUGUGGCUAUAACACAGCCAGACACAAUAACAAAUCAUACAACAUUAAGGUAUCCUAUUUGUGCACAUCUGCAAAUGUGGUGUACAUGAUAAAGUGUACAGUGUGUGACAAGGUUGCUACAUUGGAGAAACUGGCCUUAAGCUGCAUCUCAGAAUGAAUUUACACAGACAAUCAAUCAAGAACCACAGGGAAAAUGGGUAUUGCACCCCUGUUGGUCAUCACUUGACCCAGACUGGUCACUCCAUCCAAAACUUCAGGAUUAAAGUAUUGAAGGGAAUUUCAAAGCAUCUCAUGAAUGAAAGACAUUUGAGAUGAAAAUGAUCACACAUUUCAACAACAGAAAUUAAGGACUUAAUGUAGAUUCUGGCUUUCUCACACACUACCAAAACUUUAUAUAAACACACAUAUUAAUGUCUUAUAUAGUUCUUGUUCAAUAUUCACACUUCACCUUUAUUGUAUCAAUUUAUAUACAUACAUAUAUACAGCUAUUUACUUGCAUGCCCUGCUGUUUUUUUUUUUGUUUUUUUUUUCAACUAGCUUAUUGACUCUCCUCUGUUUAUUUACUUUUUCUGGCUAUCCUCAGUCAACCUGCACCUUUCAUUUUCAGGCACAUCUUCUGCUAUUUAUGACACCCCACUCACCCCCACCCUUCUUCCGCUUCUCUAACAUUAGUUGUUUGAAGUGUUAAACUUUUUCAGAUUUAUCAGUAUUCCUUCAGACCUGAAGAAGAGAGGAAAACUCUUGAAAGCUUGUCUUUGAAAUAUUAUUUUAGUCCAAUAAAAAAGGUAUCAUUGCAUACUGCAAUACUCUGGCAUUUUGGCAUCUUGUCUACUGGACUAAUACAGCUAAUCCAACAUACAUUCAUACAUACAUACAAAAAAAAUAAGUCCUGCGCUCAAAGUCCCAUCACUUCUCGGCGGCACCAAUGACCAUAGUACAAAUCAUAUUACAAAGUACAUAAUACAAAUACAUACAGUAAAAACCAAUGAAAAAAGUUACCUGUGCUCUUCCCAAAUCCCUAUGCAUAUUUAAACAAAUGGAGUUUAUUUAGUUUCUCCAAUGGCCAUGAGAGACUUGAAGGCAAACCUCUCAGGUGGGUCCUGCACUAACCUUUCACCUUGCUUCCUUGAGCUUCUGGCAACGAUAUCUCUAAUGAGACAAAAAGGGGUAUUUGUUUUAUAUACACCCCUACAUGCUUAUUAACUCCUAAUAAGGAACAAAUGGGAUCUCUCAUGGCCAUUGGAUAAACUAAAUAACCUCCAUUUGUUUAUAUAUGUGUAUUUGUGGUCAGAAUUUAAUUCGUAUAUGGAAAUAGAGAACAGGGGGAAAGUGGUAGUGGUGUGCCGAAACCAACGUACGGGUAUGCUUGUAGUAAAGAGGGUCCACCAGAGGUAAUGUAAUGAUGGUAGUAAGUUGUGACAGAACCAUCUGCCUGUGAAAUACUUUUAUUGUUUCCUCAUUCAUCUGUUUGUCUGGCUAUUUCCCUGUCCGUACAGUCCCCACGCUUGUUUCUUUCAUACCGAACAAUUCACUGAACGGCCGGCCACCCAGCAUUGAAGUGUGCUGAUGGUUAACCUCUUGGCAUCAUUAGAACAUUGUGGUUAACCGCAGACACUUCCUAAUUGUCAAAUGCUGACUGGGUUGUCGUCGUUCGUGUGCCGACCAUGAGCCGGCGGCCAUCUUGGACAUACGAAUGUUCAGUGGUGUUUGUCGACGAUUUCAGGGAACUAAAAAUGGACACCGUUUCUCAUGAACAUUGCUGAAGCCGCCGACCUCCCUUUUUCUAUUUCUCCAGCAUACGAACGCCGGUCCGUUCGGUAGUUUCUUCUCCUGAAUAGACUUAUCCCAGAUAGCUGUGCCAUGGAGCAAAUUCGUAUAACGAAAAACUAUGUGAAAGACUUUGGCUUGAUGGCGAUUGAACUGUGUGUAUAGGAUCUGAGUGCCAUUCAGUAAUAAGUUGCACUCAGAUCCAAGCUAUCUGGGGAUGUGUUGAAUGUACCUAUUGUGUUCGGUAGUUUUGUAUUGUAUUUUUUGUAUGUAUUUUUAUGUAUUUUCAUUACUCUGUAUAAAAUGGAGUUUAGCCUCUGUCCUCGGAGAUAAUUGAGUUACUUCCCAAUUAUCUCCAGGACAGAGAGGAGGGUCCUAUACAGCAAAAGAGGAGUGUUUAUGUCUUCAACCUUGGCUAAUGUACACAUAUUGUCACAGUUUUCCACCAGGUCCCCUAGGGGAGUGUCCACCUGGUGGAAAUCCUGCAUAAAUACCUGCUGACCCUCAAUACAGAGUUGUGUCUUGUACUUGGGGGGAUUUAUUCGUAUGGUUACUCUCGUUCAGAUGUUUGGAGUGUGUAUGAUUCGUAUGGUUCUUUUUCAGCUGAUUGGAGUGAUUGGUAGUUACCUUCGUAUUCGGGAAAGGAGCAUCUUACACGGUUUUAACCCCUUUCAUACCUGGGGUACCAUAACAUAAGUUAUUAGAAGGAGUGGUGGGAGGGGACGCUCUAACAGGAAACAGCAUAGGUAAGCAGGGUGGUAGAGCUUAUAUAUAUAUAUAUAUAAAACUCCUCCCAUAAAUUCAGGCCUAAGGUCUUUUACUUUUGGUCAGAACUUAAUUCAUAUAAGGAAAUAGUGAAGUGUGCAGAAAGCAACGUACAGGUAGGCCUGUAAUAAAGAGGGCAAAAGAUAUUGCAGAAAAACACACUUUAUUGUAUAAUUACAAUGCUAAACAUUUAAAAGUUUUCCUGAGUUCUUUCUCGGGAUGUGUAAUAGACAGAGGAUUUCCAUCUGCCCGGUCUUUUAAUGAUAUGGACUGGUGUGUCCAUACUGGAGGCUGCGGUGGCUACCCCAAUUCUGAAGUUGUGAAGAAGUGCCCUUCGCCACUUGGUCCUGGAGAGGCCUGCUUGCCAGCCUCCUUGUCUUGUGACUAUGGCCCCUGGGAGAGUUUGCCCUUUAUAAACAUUAUUUGGGCUCAUUGGAUUGUAACACACUUUUUAUACACCUUUAAUUCCAUGAGAAAAUGUGCCUCUAUCCCUUCCCCCAUUUUGUCCCAUUGUUCUCCAGCAGGGCGUUGUCCCAGGGACACUGCCAGACCAGUUUAAACUUGCCGCUUUGUCCCUCCUCAAUCUCUCAUCAGCCCUUGCUAAACUUUAACCCCAUGGUGAUUUUAUUCUGUUCUUAGGAUCUGAGCGCUCAGAUUCAAGCUAUUUGUUCAGUAUGAUAGGAGUUAUGUAUUUUUGUGUAUUUUUGCUGUUGUUGUGAAUAGAGAUUUUUUUCUGUAUUCUGGAGAUAAUUGGCUUACCACACCCAAGCCAUGCUUGCAGUCGAUUAAUUGGACUUCCAUCUAUCUUUUGAACUACUGGACCAAUUUGUAUGAUUUUGACAUAUGUUUGUAUUUGGAGUAUGCUGAUUCUGAAAAUGUAUGUAUACUUUUGAAGUUAUGAAUAUUGUGUAAAACUGCGUAUUUUACCGCCUGUGAUAAUUAUGUUAGCCCAUUGUGUUCAGUAAUUAUAUCACAGGCAGAGGGGAGGAUUUUGCUGUAAUGACUGUAUUGUAUUGUGUUUGAUUGGCUGUUCCACAAGACCAUGUGGGUGGAAACUGUGUGUAACAACUUGCAUAAAAGAAAGCACUUUGCUGCCAUAAAAAAAGAUCUUCUUGACCCUCAACACGUGAUUGGAGGGAACUGCUAUAAUCACUGGGGUUUGCUAUGCUCUGCAUACUCCCUUGAGCUUUAAAUCACCUAGCUCUUCUAAGAGCUGUUCCUGAUAUGCUCUCCUGGAGGAGAGGUCUUCCCCACACAGUCCUGGAUGCUGGAGGUUCAUACAGGGUGGAAGGAAGAGGUCUUUCCCACACGGUCCUGGAGGACAGAAGCUGAUCCAGGGUAGAAGUUUCCCUGAAGGCCGGUAAGGCAAGAGUUUCUUGAGACCAAACAUCCCUGAGGCAGUGGUUACCAAAAAUUGCAGUAAACCCCGAGUGGGCUGCUGCAUCAGUCCAAAUAACAGUGGAGUGCUUGGUCAGUGGGGGAAUGAACAUGGAGAUGCCGUUCCACUCUGCGAUGAAGUUCUUCCACAUGAGUAAAUCGGCUACGGCUGGGGGGUUGAGGACUAUGGUGCCAUCAUCAGGCACACUGGGUAGGAGGCAGAGUAACCUGGAGAUGAAGGAUCUCCCCUGUGGAAUUAUACGUAUUACUAAAUUAAGGUAUCCCAGUAGAGACUGGAGAUCCCUCCGUGUACCAGUACCUUUUUAGAAGAACUGGUCCAGUUCAAGUCUACUGCGCACCAAUUUCACAUCAAUAGAUACCCAGGAAUACCAACUGUGCUGUGGGGCCUAUUGUUUUGUCAGGGGACAAUGGAACACCUAGUGCCGAAAACAGUGGAGCCGAAAUUGAGUCUGGUCAGAGAGACGGAUGGAUCGGUAGUAAUUUGAAUGCGUUAGUUAUAUCCGUCUUACUGAGCAUGGCUUUUUCACCGGCCAGUAGAAUAGCAUGUAUGGCAUGAUCCAUGGAGGCAUAAUGAAGAGAGAAUUCUUCAGCCGGUAUUAAUGAAUUUAAACUAGGGUGUUUAGAAGAAUGAGGUGCGCACAAAUUGAUGAUCAAACGUUUUUUUAUUAGAUGUGCUGUUGGUUACCACUCCAAUAGGGUUUGAACGCCAUGUGGAAAAAGGAGAGUGCAAAAAAGGACCAAUCAUAAACCUGAAGUGGUCGCUCUCCAUAACAACUCAUCAACAGCAGAUGGGUCAUCUGUAGCCGAGAGUAAAUUAGGGCAUUCUAGUGUGGCUGUUGGGAGUGCUACUAACCCUGUGUGGAAACCCUCAGAAAAAAUAGAAAUCCAAUAUUGCACCAAGUGGGGGGAGGUGUGGGUGUGUAAAUUGUAAGCUAAGGUGUCGAUGUUCACCUCUGUCAGUUGUUUCCUAGGGAGAAGCUUAGAAAGAAACAUGUAUUUUGUGUGUGCCCUGAAGCAGAUGGAGCAAAUAUGUAACAACCUGCAGGCAUUGUAGUUACAUGCUCCCGCAUUAAAGUUGUUGCAUAUGUGCGCCUUGCCCAGGAAUAUGACUGGUCAGCCCGGCUUAUCUCUCUGUCCCCUAACCUGACUGACAGAGGGGUGGAUGGAGGGGAAUUAAGUGGAGGGGUGAGUGGAGGGGUAGGAAGUGGAGGGGUGAGAUGUAGAGUGUUCUGCUUUGCAGGGACACAAGUUGGAGGAGUGUGAGGUAGAGGAACAAACCGCACAAGACGGGGGUCUCAAGUCGGCGAAAUGUCUGCAGAACAGCCAACUGACUCCAAUCGAUGCAAGUGUUGUACUGGGCUAGAGCCGCUGCUGCCUUAGAUGAAACCGACCUGUGAUAAUCACAGAAAGCGAAAUCCCUGUACUUGUGCCCCAGGUCCACCACCUUGUGUAAAAAGAGGUCAUAUUCCUCUCACCUCUGAGGGUAUACAGAGCAGAUGACAUCUCUGUAUAGUCUGAAGCCGAGAACGAAUUUGAGGAUGGAGAGCUUUUUAUGAAGACGUGGGUCCCUUGUUUUGAGGAUUGCAGACAUGUCUUCGUAACUAAAAUCUCUAUUUUCUAAAAUAUCCUGCGAAGCAUUAAGGAGAGUGACUAGACUGGCAUUUUUGCAGUGUGAAGUGGAGGGAGUGAUAGUAAUGUCCCUACAUAGCGUGUUUGACGGUGCAGGUGCUGGGCCUGGAGUGUGAGGUGCAUUUAUAACCAUAGGGAUUAUGGUUUCUAUCUUGGUCAUUCUUGGUCAUUCUCUCAUUUAGUGACUGAAGGGUAGACAAGAUGGAUGACAAAGUGUCUUGAAACUGUCCCAAACAGCUGACAUUGGACUCCUGAGAACUUGAGCCGGGCCUGGGAUCAUUGGACUGGACCGUUAAUAAUUUAAAGAGUUCUGCUUUCCUAGUUGUGGCUGGGAAAGGAACGUUACUAGUGCGUAGUUCUGCUGCCAAUUUAGGAAUGGUCCAAGAUCUCAGAGACCCGGGGGUAGCGUUAUGAGAGAUUCAGCUGGUGAGAUAGGUUUAACUGGGCCUGGAGGGAGAGCCCUGGAGAGACAUGUUGUCUUUAUGGAGUGAUUCUUGUGACUCCCUAUGAAGAGAGUCACAAUACUUUGAGCCAAUGGUGAUUGUAGCGGAACCUGGGUAACCUGGCUUUUUAUCCCCUUUGAUUAGAAUAGGUCAGACCCAUUUCCCCAGUAACUGGACGGAACACAGUUCCAGGAUGCAAUGUUUGACAAUCUUUAUUUGGGCACACAGCUUUUUAUGCACAGACCUCCGCAGGGGGUCUCCAUCCAACACAACACACAACACAUACAAGAGGGGGCUGGUGAAUAGAUAACCAUCUCCCACUCUGGGAGAUACUAACUAGACACAGGGACACGCAUGAAUACCAUUUACAUUCAGGGGGAUAUAAUUUUGGGCUCGCCCCCCCAGGACAGAAAGAGGUUACAGAGUUAACACUUACAUAGCUAAAUAGCAACAGACAAUCAACUGAAAGGGCGUGAACCAAAUCGCGGCAAUCAGCAUUCAGGGGAGGACGGAGGAAGGGCGCGAAACUUGGCUGCACCAAUUGGUGCUCGGGAAGGAGGGGGGGUUUCGCCACCCAAUCAGGGGAAAGGGCGCGAAACUCGAUUGCACCAAUCCGCUGAAAGGGGGGAUUUUGCCGCUCAAUCAGAAGAAAGGGUGCGAAACCCAGUUUGAACAAGCACUCCUUCUCUGAUUGGUCGCUGCAGGGAGCGGGCGACAAAUCAGCACUUUACUUGUGCCGACCAACCAGGAGAAUGGGCAUUCCUUCUCCCAUUAGUCAACACAGACUUCCAUGCAGCCAGUGGGAGCCCUGCGGCCGUGAGACCAACUCACAGCCCCAGGAACUCCCUGUUGGCGUGCGUUCCUCUCUCCGGUGGAUACCCACACUCAGGCAUCCGCCGGAGAGAGCAUUCUCCUGGGCAGCCACGAGCCUAGCCUCAUAGUAACAUGGUAUGUGAUAGACACUGUGACAGAACCAUCUGUAUGUCUAUUGUGGUGGAUUCGUCUAUUUUGCCCUUUCGUGUAAGUGGCUGUUUCUAUAGCCCAGCCAUAAGAAUGACUUUGUUUUACCAAACAAACCUACCGAACGGAUGGCCACCCAGGAUAGAAGGUUAACCUCUUGAUCCCAAUUAGAACGUUGUGGUUAACCGCAGACACUUCUCAAUUAAACCGAAUUCAGGGUGGCCGUCAUUCGCAUGUCGACCACAAGGCAAUGGCCAUUUUAAAACACACAAAAGACCAGCGGUGUUCGGCACUGAUUUCAUGGAACUAAAAACGGUCCCUUUUUCUGCCGAACACCGCUGAAACAACGGGUCGCCUGGCUGCCCCGACGAAAGCGGACGAACACCGGCCGUUCGGGAGUUUUACAUCACACAAAAAGACUUAACCCAGAUAGCCUUCCUAUGGAGUCAAUCGCAUACCGAAAGACUGUAAGGACUUUGACUCUAUGGCGAUUGAACUAUGCGUAUGGGAUCUGAGCGCUAUUUGCCAAUAAUAUGCCCUCAGAUCCAGGCUAUCUGGGGAUAUGUGAUGCAAAUGUGAAAUGUUCAGUUGUUAUAAAGUUAUGUAUUUUUAUGUAUUUUCUGGUCUUUUACUUAAAAUGGCGGUGUCUUUGUCCUGGAGAUAAUUUAAUUACUUCCCAAUUAUCUUCAGGGCAGAGGGGAGGAAACCAUACUGCAUUGUGGGAAAAGCUUGUGACUGUAUGUCUGUUAUGUCCUCAUGUCCAUCUGUAAUUCCAGUCUCCCAUUUGGUCCCCUAGGGGAGUGUCCACCAAGUGGGAGACCUGCAUAAAUACAGGCAGGUAGCCCACAGUAAAGCCAGAUCCUGUUUGACCCUCAAUGCGGAGCUUUGUCUCGUUAUUGGGGGGGAUUUAUUACUGAUGCCUAGUGACUGAUUACUGGAACCGAAAGCUGCUUGGUGGAUAUCUUUGUUCGGCGGUUAGCGGCGGUUCGUGGAUUUCUGUUCGGGAGUUUGCAACCUUUCACGGAUCCCGGUCGGGAGAUUACCGCUUCCCCUGAUGGUGGUUUGUAUACUGCAGUCUAUGCAAAUGGAGUUACUGAUAUUGCGAAAGGGGAAGGUUAACUAAAUGGCGGUUUCUCUCAAAGACACCAGGGGUGUCUUAACAAUUGGUGGCAAGCGACGGGAUGAAUCCCACAGCACAGAAGGUCAGCUACACAUCCCAAUUUGGUGGAGGAAAUGCAGUAUGAGGAAUUAAGGCGUGCUACCCUUAAAGACAUACUUGAACGCCGAGGAUGGUCAGCAAGCAAUUUGAAAAAGCGAGAAAUUAUUGCUUUGCUACUGGAGAUGGAUGCAGCACAGAGAAUGGAGAGAGCUAAUGUGCCCAGCAUUUUGGAUUUAACACCCGAGGAGAUACAGUUUAACCGGGCAGUUCACAUAAGGCUGGCACACUUUGGCCCCAACCCCUCAGCAGACAUUGUGGAACGUGUGCAAUCAGCGGUGAUGGCACACCAAGCGCUCCAGGAAAGAGGAGCUGCAGCAGUAGAGGUACCCAAUAACAAUUUUGGAAGAAAAAAGGUACCCUUUGCUGCGUUUAAAAAUGUUAUUGAAACAGAGGGAGAGAUUGACGGGUUCCUGGCUGACUUUGAAAGGCAGUGUGUACCAGGUACCCGCUGACGAAUGGGUCACCAUCCUCUCUGGGAAAUUAUCCAGCCGGGGCUAGUGAAACAUUUCGGGCCAUCCCAGAGGAGGAGAUCACCAGCUACCGAGUGAUGAAAGAUGCGCUCUUAGCCAGGUACGCGGUCACCCCAGAAGCAUACAAAACGACGAUUUAGGGAGACUAACAAGCAGGUUGGCGACUCCUAUGUAGAGUGGGCCUGCAGGGUCCACCGUACCGCAGCCCACUGGAUGGCAGGAUGCCAAGCGGUAACUGGGGAAGAGGUAAUGCAGGUGUUUUUGCAGGAACACUGCUUCGACAGGUUACCUGCCGGGGUCAGAGAGUGGGUCAGAGAUAGAAAACCCUCUACCCUACCCGAGGCUGCCCGUCUGGCAGACGAAUAUACAGAUGCCCGCAAGUUGGACAGUACAGCUACCAAGGUUUCUGCCAGAAUGGAGUACUGACCAACAGCAACCCCAGCACCAACCGCAUACCAACCAACAGUACACCGCACUCCAGCAGUGCCGCUAGCGAACAAUUACACGCAACCCUCCCGGGUUUCAUUAAGAACAGCUACAGCAGCCUUUGGACUUGAGUAAGGGACUAACAACCCUCUUAACAACCCUUAAAUAGGGACAUUUACAUUUUGAAAACAGUGGUUUAGUAUCCUUUGACUGUGAGCCCAGUGAACAGGUAGCAGACAGUCAGGCUGUUAAUUUAAUAUGAGGUCCAUGCAAAAAAGUUAACAAAACACUGCAGUGCUUUAGAGGGAAAAGAACUGCAGUGGUACCUGUGACAAAUUGCGCAUCGCCACUGGGUUUUGGAGAGGCGUGCUUGCCAGCCUCUUGCCCUGUGACUAUGGCCCCUGAGGUGUAUUGUCUUAUAAAAACUCAGUUUAUGCAGAUUAGAUUCUAAAGUACUGUUUCUGCUCCUUUAAGAAUUUUGGCAAGGAUUUGCACUUUCGAAGUGGCACUUCGGAUACAACCGAAUUUCUGAAGUAGUCGAAGUGGCCACCAUUAUUUUUAUUCAGUCGUAAGCGUUCAGCAGUGUUUGUUCGUCGAAUUCAUGGAACUCAAAUCGGAUACACGAUAACACGAACAACGCUGAACUUUACCUUCUCCAGACUUCAACACUUCGACGGAAAUGAAGUGCGUUCGACAAUUCGAAUGCCACUUUAACUUUGAGUAUUUUCACGAAUGGACCCUGUUCGUGCAUUCGAAUGGAACUUAGUAUUUGAACUAUUGGAAAUAGACCGGCUGCACAGCCAAAUUCUCUGGAACUGUUUUGGGCAUGAAAAUGUGCGUUCAGUCAGUCAAAUAUGACUUCCACAAACCUUUUGAACCCCUGCUCUGAUCUGUGUGAUUUUUUGAUAUGUUGUUCGCCUAGAUCAGAGUUAUCCAGGGAUGUAUAAUUUAUGGGGAUAUGUUUGUGUUUUGUGGUGUUUCUGGACUUUGGGUAAAAAUGGAUAUUUUCUGCCUGUGGAUAAUUAGGUUAUUCCAUUAGCUAGCUUAAUUAUUUAACAGGCAGAGGGGAGGGAUUGCUGACUGCAUGUGGGAGUGUUACUGUACUAAUUGUUGGUUCUAUUGGUUCGCGUCCCUUUUGUCCCAGUUUACCAUCAGGUCCAGGGGGUGUGCCUUUGGCCUGAAAAUGUAUAUAAAAGAAAUGCCUUUGUGUUGAUUAAACCAGACCUUCUUACCCUUUAACUCGCAGCCUCGUCUCGUGUUGUAGGGAACAGCUAUACCUGCUGUAUCACUGCUAGCUCUUAUAAAAUCUCUCUUCAGCUAUACAACUAUACUCUCCUGGAGGAGAGGUCCUUCCCUCAGCUAUACCCUCCUGGAGGAGAGGUCCUUCCUACACAGUCCUGGGUCCAGAGGUUGGACAAGGGUGGGAAGGUAAUGGCGAGACCCCAACCAAGCUACGGCGGUUCGUCGAAUCUGCGGUGGCUAUGGUGUCUGGUGCGGUGCUGAUGUUCCUUGGUAAGCGCUAGGAGUAUCGAUUGGUGGACGGUCCAUCAGAGUACCCUACUCCCAAAUACCCCUAAAAGAAGGCACUUACAUUUUGAAAUCACAACAGUGGUAGCAGCAGCUUUUGGACAUAUGAGCCCAGGAAAGAGGUAGCAGUGGUAGACAUUCAGGUAGUCACUUUAAUGUGAAAUUGUUGUUUCUUUCAGUGCCAAAGCCAACUGCUACUUUUCCUCCAUUACCCUUUUCUCCUGCAUCUCAUGCACUUUUUUACUUAGACUGUCUUUCAAUAGAGGAAGGGCAUUUCUCCGCAUAGCCAGAUUCCCCAUCAUCUCAUGCACUUUAUUACUUAGACUGUCUUUCCAUAGAAGAAGGGCAUUUCUCCGCAUAGCCAGAAUGAACUUUGUUCUUGGAUCACAAAUGGUGGUCUGCAUUUACUAAGAAACAUAGAAUGUGACGGCCGAUAAGAACCAUUCGGCCCAUCUAGUCUGCCCAGUUUUCUAAAUACUUUCAUUCCCUGAUCUUAUCUUAUAGCUAGGGUAGCCUUAUACCUAUCCCCUGCAUGCCUAAACUCCUUCACUGUGUUAACCUCCACUACUUCAGCUGGAAGGCUAUUCCAUGCAUCCACCACCCUCUCUGUAAAGUAAUACUUCCUGAAAUUAUUUUUAAACCUUUGUCCCUCUAAUUUAAGAGUAUGUCCUCUUGUUGUGGUAGUUUUUCUUCUUUUAAAUAUAGUCUCCUCCUUUACUGUAUUGAUUCCCUUUAUGUAUUUAAAUGUUUCAAUCAUAUCCCUCAUGUCUCGUCUCCAAGCUAUACAUGCUAAGAUCAUUUGACCCUUCAUUGUACGUUUUAUCCCGUUAUCCAUGAAUCAGGUCAGUAGCCCUUCUCUGAACUCUCUCCAAAGUAUCAAUAUCCUGCUGAAGAUACGGUCUCCAGUACUGCGUACAAUACUCCAAGUGAGGUCUCACCAGUGUUCUAUGCAAUGGCAUGAGCACUUCUCUCUUUCUACUGCUAAUAAUUCUCCCUAUGCAACCAAGCAUUCUGCUAGCAUUUCCUGCUGCUCUAUUACAUUUACUGCCUACCUUUAAGUGAUCUAAAAAGAAUUAUUCCUAAAUCCAGUUCCUCAGAUGUUGAGGUUAGUAGGGUAUCAAAUAUACCCUUGGGUUUGUAUACUAUCCUUACCUUUUUGAGUCAUUUACCCCACUUCCUCUAGCAUGUAAGCUCAUUGAGAAGGGCCCUCAACCCCUCUGCUCCUGUGUGUCCAACUUGUCUGGUUUCAACUACACCCAUUGUAAAGCGCUGCUGAAUUUGAUGGCGCUAUAUAAAUAUCAUAAUAAUAAUAAUAUGUCUAAAUCUUGCACUUAUCCACAAUAAAUGUCAGCUGACCAAUUUUCUAGUUUUCUUAAAUCAGCCGUUUGGCUUAUCCCUCCUGUUAUCAACCCUGUUACAUAUCUUAGUAUCAGCAUCAAAAAGACAUACCUUACCAUCAAGACCUUUUGCAAUAUCAAUAAUAAAAAUAUUAAAGAGAAUAUGUCCAAGUACAUAUUCCCGAGGUGCUCCACUGGUAACAAUUCAUGCUUAGAAUAUACUCCAUUGACUACAAACCCUCUGUUGCCUGUCAUUCAGCUACUGCCUAACCCAUUCAACAAUAUUGAUAAUCCAAACUUAAAGAUUGCAGAUUACUGAUGAGCCUUAUAUGUGGAAUAGUGUCAAAAGCCUUAUUGAAAUCUAGGUAAGCAAUGUCUACUGCACCACCCUCAUCUAUUAUUUUAGUUACCCAAUGAAAAAAUCAGAUUAGAUUAGUUAAUGGAUAGAUAAGAUUAGUUUGGCAUGAUUUCCGUGAAGUAAACCCGUGUUGUCUCUGAUCUUGAAAUCCAUGUGAUUUUAGAUGUUCAACAAUCCUAUCCUUUAACAUGGUUUCCAUUACUUUCCACAUUACUGAAGUAAGGCUUACUGGCCUAUAGUUGCCCUACUCCUCCCUACUACCUUUCUUUUGAAUGGGCACAACAUUUGCUAACUUCCAAUCUGCUGGGACUACUCCUGUUAACAAUGAUUGGUUAAAUAAAUCUGUUAAUGGUUUUGCUAGUACACCACUAAGCUCUUUUAAUAACUUUGGGUGUAUUCCAUUAGGCUCCAUUGACUUUUUUGUCUUUACUUUUGACAGUUGAAAUAUAACCUCUUCCUCUGUAAACUCACAUGUAACAAAUGACUAGUGAUGUCCCGAACCGUUCGCCAAACGGUUCGCGAAUGGUUCGCCACGGACUCAUCACUGCAUAAACUUUGACCCUGUACCUCACAUUCCAGCCAAUCAGCAGCAGACCCUCCCUCCUAGACCCUCCCACCUCCUGGACAGCUCACUAAGAAUGCAGCUUCACAAUGAAUGUAAAAUGGAUGCUGUCCAGGAGGUGGGAGGGUCUGCUGCUGAUUGGUUGGAAUGUGUCUGCUGACUGUGAGGUACAGGGUCAAAGUUUACUCAAUGAUGAGUCCGUGGUAAACCGUUUGCGAACCGUUCGGCGAACCAUUCGGGACAUCACUACAAAUGACUAAUUUGUCCUUUUUCCUUACUGAGGUCCUUCUCCUUCAUUUUCAUCUGUAAAUACUGAACAAAAAUAUUCAUUAAGGCAGUCAGCUAAACCUUUAUCCUCUUCAGUCAGCUAAACCUUUAUCCUCUUCCUUCUUUUCUUUUCAAACUAACAAAUCAUUGUUUUACUUUCUUUUUCUCAUUUAUGUAUGUAAAAAAUGUGUUGUCCCCUUGUUUUACUGACUGUGCUAUUUUCUCGUCUGUAUGUAAUUUGGAAGUUCUUAUAAUUUGCUUUGCCUCUUUCUGCCUAAUUUUAUAGAUCUUCCUCACUCUGGCUUUUUUAUAUUUACUAAAUGCUAACUUUUAGUUUUUUACUAAUUCUGCGGAAUACCACAAUGGUUUCUUAAUUUUUUGCUUUUACUGACAAGCCUAAUGCAAUUUUCUGUUGCCUUCAGCAGUGCAACUUUUAAAUAAUCCCAUUUGUAUUGGACUCCAUUUAAACUGCUCCAGUCUGAUAAUGACUCCUGUGCACAUAUUCUAAUUUUAGAAAAGACUGUUUUUCUAAAGUCUAGAACUUUUUUUUUUUGUGUGCUGUGACUCAGUCACUGUUCUUAUAUUAAACCACACUGACUGGUAUUUUUUUUUGCUUUUACUGACAAACCUGAUGCAAUUUUCUGUUGCCUUCAGCAGUGCAACUUUUAAAUAAUCCCAUUUGUAUUGGACUCCAUUUAAACUUCUCCAGUCUGAUAAUGACUCCUGUACAAAUAUUCUAAUUUUAGAAAAUACUGUUUUUCUAAAGUCUAGAACUUUUGUUUUUGUGUGCUGUGACUCAGUCACUGUUCUUAUAUUAAACCACACUGACUGGUAAUUUUUUGCUUUUACUGACAAGCCUAAUGCAAUUUUCUGUUGCCUUCAGCAGUGCAACUUUUAAAUAAUCCCAUUUGUAUUGGACUCCAUUUAAACUGCUCCAGUCUGAUAAUGACUCCUGUACACAUAUUCUAAUUUUAGAAAAGACUGUUUUUCUAAAGUCUAGAACUUUUGUUUUUGUGUGCUGUGACUCAGUCACUGUUCUUAUAUUAAACCACACUGACUGGUAAACCCAAGUUGUUCUAAACUUCCACCUACAGUAAUAUCUGAUAUCAAAUCUCCAUUUGUUAACAAUAAAUCUAGUAUGGCCUCCUUACAAGUUGUCUCCUCAAUGACUUGUUUUAGAGACAAUCCCAGUAGGGAGUUUAGAAGAAGCAGCUGUUUUGGUUUCCCAGUUUCCUCAAAUAGUAGAUUAUCUAACUCUUCUAUUUAUCCUGGGAGCCUAUAAAUCACACCUACACGAGUUACUGUGUGAUUACCAAAUUCUAACGUAAUCCAAACGGACUCUAUAUUCGCCUCACUUACUUUUAUGAGGCUAGAUUUUAGGCCACCCUCUCUUGCCUUCCCUGUCUUUUCUACAUAUGUUCCAGUAAUUUUUCUCAUUAUACCAUGUCUCAGUAUUCCCUACACUGCGAACAUUUGUAGACAUGACUCUAAGCUUAUCAUUUUUUUAACACAUUUGCUACAGACACUUUCUGUCCUUGUUCUUGUUUUGAGGGCAAUCUGAUUUAUGUUUUAUCACCCUUUUGCCCCCUCCACUCCUAGUUUUAAUAUUUCCUAGCAAAACCUCUGAACUGCUCACUGAGAAUAUUUGUUCCCUUUUGAGAAAGAUGCAAACCAUACAAACAUGCAUAAGCUUUUUGUACAGUUUAUUUCCAUUCCAAAUAGAGCUACCUUGAGAAAUGAAGCCACAAGUUAAAGUCCCUAAUACGCAUCUGUAACAAAAACCCCCAGUUAACCAGCAUAAUGGCUGCUUAUAUAUAUAAAUAUAUAUAUGUGAACUUAGACUAUUUGUUGUUUUGCCUUCAGUAAUCGUUUACUUGGUCUCAUGGACUUUUAUUUGGACUAGUGCUGGCUCUUUCAAAACAGUGUAUGGACAUAUUGAAACUUUUGGGCCACUUUUUCUGCCCCUUUGAAUCCAGGGGAAGGUGUGCCUCUUCCCCUCCCCCUGUCUCAUUGUUCUCCAGCAGGGCGUUGUCCCAGGGACACUGCCAAACCAGUUGGAACUGGCUGCUUUGUUCCUCCUUGGUCAAAAUAUGACUUCCACCUAUCCCCUGAACCACUUAACCGAUUCAAGUGAAUUUUGGAUAUGUUUGUCCCCAAAUUAUGCUGGUUAUAAAAAUACAAGUUUUAUUGAUAUCGCAUGUAAACUCACAAAGUCACAAAAAUGGCAUAAAAGUAUGUUUUUUUAGCUUGGAGAUAAUUGAGUUGAUACAGUAAUUAACUCAAUUAUCUCCCAAGCAAAGGGGAGGAUUCUCAUUGUAAAAAUUUUUGGCUGUUAAAUUUACAGUUCCAGUGCCCCACAAGGUCCACGUAGGUGGUAACCUUGCUGGGAAAGUUUAUAUAAGCAGGAAUAAACGCUCGUUGGAGUCAGUUCUUCUUCGCCCUUCAAAACGUAGCUGUGUCUCGUUGUUGAAAGGGAAUUUGCAGCUUAAUCACUAGCUUUUUUCAGAGCUCUGCCACUCUAUUGCUCCAGGGAUCCAGCGGAUGGGACUUCACCUCUCCCCUACAGCCCAGCAUCUUGCCUGGAGGACGUCGUCAACGGCAGAUACCGCUUUCUACCCUGGAUAGCCGUUACAGCAUCCGUCUGUCAUUCUGAAUGUUAUGCACACACAGAACUUCAGAGAAUGACAGUGUGGAAGCAACCUGACGUAUAUCACUGACAAAAACCCAAAACACUUCCUUUACAUCUGAAACCUCAUUGCAAGCCAAUUUGUCCCUACAACCAAUUCCCCUUCCUGCUUUGCUAGCGUAACAAUAUUACAAAUGCAUCUCUGUAGCUCAAGGAACACAUCUCACAAGGCCACUAUUGUCCAGCUCCACACCUCUUAAUUGAAUCCUCCAACAACAACUGCUUUCUAUCAGGCCUCACUUUAUCCUUUUUGUCAUUGGUUCCAGUCUUGCACAACUUUGAAAUGGAUGGUGGGUCCACAAACUCGGUGUCUGAGCUUGUCUCCAUAACACCACCACACUUGUGCCUGAGCUUAUUUAGAUAACACCACUACACUCGGUGCCUAAGCUUGUCUCCACAACACCACUACACUUGGUGCCUGUGCCUGUCUCCAUAACACCACUGAAAAUGAAUUAUGUAGAGCAACAGACUGUGCAAUAUGCCUUUUAUCCACAACUCUAAGUCUACCAGAUCCUACAAUAAUCCAUUUGCCAUUCCUAGGAUGUCUCUGUGGCACUUUACGAAGUGUUGUUCAUUCAAACCGGAGCUGUGUUGCUGAUCCAUAACCUCAAAUGAAUCAGAAUAGAUCUGAACCCUGCACUGUGACCAGUUGUGUCACCUGAUGGGUCUGUUGUUACACUGGAGAUAUUUGGCUGCCACCAAUGUGGCAUAGCCCUGUUUAUGAAUAGAUUUCCAGAUAAUGGUUUGAACUGGCCCAAAAUAUAUUUGUAUAACGUUACCAUAUCCCCUCUGAGGCACCGUUUUUCCAAAACUAAAGAGAUUUAAAUUUUUUUAACCUUUCUUCGUAACUAAAGUGCUCCAUUCCUUUUAUCAAUUUUGUAGCUCGUCUCUGCACUUUUUCUAACAGGUUAGAACAGGUGCCCAAAAUUGCACAGCAUAUUCAAGGUGUGGUCUUACCAGCGAUUUAUAAAGAAGCAAAAUUAUAUUUGCAUUCCGAGAAUUUAUGCCUAUAUUUAUACAUGACAAAACCUUACUAGCCUUAGCAACUGCAGAUUGACAUUGCAUAUUGCUGCCUAAUUUGUUUUCUAUAACAAUUCCCAAAUCCUUCUCAUGUGUUGUUAUCCCUAAUUUCCUACAAUUAAGGAUGUAAGUUGCUUGUGCAUUCUCUACAUUAAAUUUCAUCUGCCAUUUUAGUGCCCAGUCCCCCAAUCUAUCUAAAUCCCUCUGCAGAAAAGCAAUAUCCAGCUUACACUCAUCUGCAAACACUAAAACACGGCUUUCAAUGCCUUUUUCAAGACCAUUUAUAAAUAUGAUAUCCAUCUAGACCAAUUUCUUUUAGUUUGAAGACUAACCUAUUGUGAGGAACCAUAUCAAAUACCUUGGCAAAAUCCAAGUAGAUCAUAUCCACUGCAACACCAGGAUCUAUACUUCUACUUACUUCUUCGUAUGAUGCAAUUAGGUUAGUUUGACAUGACCUUCAAUAAAACCAUGCUGAUUAUUGCUAAUAACAAAGUUCUUCCAAAUUAGUUCCAGACUUUUAUCCCUUAAUAGCCCUUCAAAGGUUUUCCCAGUCACAGAAGUUAAGCUCACAGGUCUAUCAUUUCCAGGCAAGGAUUUUGAACCCUUUUUAAAUAUAGGAAUGACAUCUGCCUUCCUCCAAUCCUCUGGUACAAUACCUGAAACAAAAUAAUCUUGUUUCUAUACAAUGGUAUGAGCACUUCUCUCUUACUGCUGCUAAUACAUCUCCAUGUAAAAUCAUUACAUUUACUGCCUACCUUUAAGUCAUCUAAAAAUAAUUAUUCCUAAAUCCCUUUCCUCAGAUGUUGAGGUUAGUAGGGUAUGAAAUAUUCUAUACUCUGCCCUUGGGUUUUUUGCCAUUAUCUUGCACUUAUCCACAUUAAAUGUCAGUUGCCAUAGCUCUGACCAUUUUCUAAUUUACCUAAAUCAUUUGGCAUAUGGCUUAUUCCUCCUAAACCCUGUUGCAAAUUGUAGUAUCAUCAUCAAAAAGACAUACCUUACUAUCAAGACCUUCUGCAAUAUCACUAAAAAAAAUAUUAAAGAGAAUGGGUCCAAGUACAGCUCCCUGAGGUACCCCACUGGUAAAUAGACCUUGCUUUGAAUAUACUCCAUUGACUAAAACAAUCUGUGGCCUGUCCUUCAGCAACUGCCUAAUCCAUUCCACAGUAGUGGAAUCUAAACUUAAAGAUUGCAGUUUAUUGAUGAGCCUUCUAUGUGGAAUAGUGUCAAAAGCCUUUUUCAGCUUAAAAUACUGAACAAAAAUAUUAAUUGAGGCAGUCAGCUAGACCUUUAUCCUCUUCUAUAUACCUUCCUUCUUUUGUUUUUAAUCAAACUAAUUCUUAUUUUACUUUACUUUUCUCAUUUAUAUAUCAAAAAAACAUUUUAAUCCCUUUUUUUUUACUGACUGUGCUCUUCUGUGUGUGGUUUGGAGGUUCUUAUAUCUUUCUUUGCCUCUUACUGCCUAAUAUUAUAGAUCUGCCUGUCUUUCUUACUCUGGGUUAUUUUAUGUUCUGUUGCUUUUAGUAGUGCAACUUUUAAAUAAUCCCAUUUCUCCUGGUCUCCAUUUAAACUGCUCCAGUUUUAUAAGGACUUCCUUAUGCAUAUUCUAAUUUUAGAAAGGUCUGUUUUCUAAAAUCUAAAACUUUUUUUUCUGUGUGGUGUGUGUAGCGGAGACCUAUUUUCCCAUAGAGUUCUCCACUGGUAUUAGAACAGUGAAGCAGGAACAAGAAGUUAACCCAGGAUAAACAGCAUCAAUGAUAACAAAAUAAUCCAGUAAUAUCCCAUUAUAGAAAACAAAUGAAACGAAAAUGACCUUAUAACACGAAUAUUGAAGACAGCCCAACACAAUCCGCUACAGUGUGACUCACUUUUCUUAUAUUAAACCACACUGACUGGUGAUCACUAGAUCACUAGAUCCUAAACUUUCACCUACAGUAAUAUCUGAUACUAAAUCUCUGUUUGUUAACACUAAAUCGAGUAUGGCCUCCUUAUGAGUUAGCUCCUCAACGACUUGUUUUAGAGAUAAUCCCAGUUGGGAGUUUAGAAGAUGCUUGCACUCCCUGCACAAGCAGCUGUUUUGGUUUUCCAGUUCACAUCAGGAAAAUUAAAGUCACCCAUGAUAAUAGUUACAUAGUUACAUAGUAACAUAUCCUGAAAAAGAGACAUGUGUCCAUCAAGUUCAGUCUUACUCACAUUUGUUUUUUACUGUUGAUCCAAAAGAAGGCAAAAAAAUCCAGUUUGAAGCACUUCCAAUUUUUCAACAAACUAGGAAACAAAUUGCCAAUUGACCCCAGAAUGGCAGUUAGAUUUAUACUUGGAUCAAGAAGCUAUUAUCUUAUAGUUAAAAAAUUAUAUAAUUGAAUAUUCUGUUUUUUCAAGUAUGCAUCUAGUUGCUGUUUAAACAUCUGUACAGACUCUGAUAAACCCACUUCUUCAGGCAGAGAAUCCGCACAUCUUUAUUUUUCUUAUGGUAACAACACCUUUUCUUUGCCUUAGACUACAUCUCUUUCUUCCAGUCUAAACGAAUGACCUUGUGUCCUAUGUAAAGUCCAGUUUGUGAAUAGAUUUCCACACAAUAGUUUGUAUUGGAAAUUAUAUUCUCAUCCCGAGAAUUAAUGCAGUUUUUCAUGUUUGGAAAAACGGCGCCUCAGAGGGGUAUGAUAACAUAAUACAAAUAUAUUCGCAGCAAGUACAAACCAUUAUCUGGAAAACUAUACAUAAACAGAGCUAUACAUAGGACACGAGGGCACGCAUUUAGGCUGGAAGAAAGGAAAUUUAAUUUUUUUUAUAGUAAGCGCAAAAGGAUAUGGAAUUCUCUGCCUGAAGAGGUGGUUUUGUCAGAAUCCAUACAGAUGUUUGAACAGCAAUUGGAUAAAUACUUGCAAAAACAUAACAUACAGGGAUAUAAUUUCUAAUUAGUGGGGAAAAAGCAUGAUGCAAGGAGAUAUCUGAAUGCUAUUUUGGGGUCAAGAAGGAAUUUUUUUCCUAGGUUGCUGCAAAAUUGGAAGCGCCUCAGACUGGGGUUUUUGAAUCAACAGCAAAAAUAUAUGUGAAGAAGGCUGAACUUGAUGGGCGCAAGUCAGGUAUGUAACUAUGUGACUAUUUAACAUAUUGCCAUGUCACAGAAAAAUCAAUCAAAAACUAAGAGUUAGUAUUUUUUAGAGGCACAUAUGUGUAACAUUGAGGAUCUCUCCAGACUUGAGGAUCUCUCCAGAUUGUUGAACAUCUAAAAACACAUGAUUGCAAGUUUUACUCAGUGUACCUUGUGCUGCAUGUAUGCAUGCCUAGAUAAAUCUGUCCAGGGUGCAUACCUCUGUGGUGGGUGUGAGCGAGUGACUUUUCUGGAAGCUCAGAUUGGAGAGCUGGAGAGGCAAAUUGCAACACUGAGGGAGAUUGACAAUCUUCCUGCAUGGCUGAAGUCUUGGUGCAGGAAAGAAGGUUUUGGGUUUUUAGAGCACUGGGCCGAUUUUGCGCUUGAGUACUGUGACGAGACUAAUCUGGCCACAUUGCAUUGGUGAAGCCUGGUUGCUCGCCUGUUACCUUUGGACUAUGGCCCCAUGUUAAAAGCCUUCUUUUCCCCUGCAGAAAAGGCUUAUUCGAUCCUUUCUGCCCGGCGGUCGGUAGAUUCAAUCUACCGAACUAACGCACGAAUGACUGGACCACCUGGGAGCUGGAGUGUGCCAUCAAUUAACCUCCUAGAAUCUGCGGUUACCUGCAGCUUAAUUGAUGAAUGCUGGGUGGCCGCCAUUCGUAUACCGAACACGAGAUCGCGGCCAUUUUAAACACGCGAAUGCACAGCGGUGUUCGACGCCCAACUCAUGGAACUGAAAACGGAUACAUUUUGGCGCGAACACCGCUGAAGCCGACCUCCCUUCUUGUUCGGUAGACAUGCACAAACGGCCCUUUAUUCGGUAGUUGUACCCGAAUACACCAUACCCCAGAGAGGAAUCCCGUGGAGCUCAUUUGUAUGAAAACUGACUUUGUGAACACUUUGGCUCCACUGCGAUUGGACUGUGUGCAUAGGAUCUGAGCGCUAUUCGGAACUUUGGUGCGCUCAGAUCCUAGCUAUCUGGGGACCUGUUGUAUGCCUGUAAAAUGUGGUAACAGUUAUGUAUUUUUAUGUCUUUUUGUUAUUGUCACCUAAAAUGGGCUCUGUCCUGAGAGAUAAUUGAAUUACUUCACAAUUAUCUCCCUGAGCAGAGCAGAGGGUUCUGGGUAAGAAAAGGGGAAUGGCUAAGUGUGUACCCUGUGAUUGGUUGCUACGAUGUCUUUGUCACAGUCUCCCAUUUGGUCCCCUAGGGGAGUGUCCACCAGGUGGGAGACCUGCAUAAAUACUGGGCAGGUAGCCCUCAUUAAAUCAGACCACUGCUUGUCCCUCAACACGGAGCUCUGUCUUGUUUUUGGGGGGAUUUACUGAUUGCUAGGAGUGUAAGCCGCUUGGGUGCUUUUCCUAUUCGUCUGCUAGCAGCUAUUUGUGAGGUUCCAGUUCGGGAGUUUGGAGUGCUAUUUUAUAUGCGGUUCGAGAGUUUGGUGUUCUGCAGUAGCUGUGCCUGUAUCUCUGGAAGGGGAAAACUUCUAAACGGUGGUUUAACCCUUUUAUGCCUGGGGGUGCCGUAACAGGUACAACCUGUAUAGUCGUUAUGGAUUGCACCUAAACGGAAGAGGGUCUGCUGUGCUGGGGGAUAGGAUGGCUAGAAGAUUGUAGGAGAUUUUAAACUAGUCAAAUCAAUCUAGAAAAUGAAGAUAGGAUAGAAAGGAGAUGGGCUUUAGCUCAGAACAAAGGGGGUGGAGAUCGGGGGAGGGGAAAGCUCAGAACAGAGGAGGUAUGUAAUAUUGAUAAUUCACAAAAAGUACAAAUGACUCAUGAUAAUAUUAACCAUGCUUACUAAUGCAAGGAGCCUAUAUAACAAAAUGGGGGAACUAGAGGCAAUAGCAUACACUAAACAAUAUGAUAUAAUAGGCAUAACAGAAACAUGGUGGGAUGAUACACAUGACUGGGCAGUUAAUUGAAAUGGGUACAUGUUAUUUAGGAAGGAUAGGAAAAACAAGAAGGGUGGUGGGGUAUGUUUGUAUGUCAACCAUGAGUUAAAGUCAAAUCUUAGGCAUGUGGAGUGUGACAAGGAAAAUGUGGAAGCUUUAUGGGUAGAUAUCUGCUUGGGGCAAACAAAGGGAAAUCAAUUAUUGGUUGGGAUAUGUUAUAAACCACCUAAUGUAAAUAUUAAUGAAGAAGAACAGCUGUUAGAGCAAAUUGGGAAAGCUGCAAAUCUGCAAAGGUAACACGUUAAUUAUUGGAGAUUUUAAUUACCCGGACAUAAAUUGGGAUAGAGGGACUAGUACUUCAGCAAGGGGAAUCAAGUUUUUAAAUGCAUUAAAUGACACCUUUAUGUCACAACUGGUACAAGCACCAACUAGAAAGGAUGCUUGUCUGGAUCUCGUUAUAACAAACAAUGUUGAUCUUUUGACCAAUAUUCAAGUAGGGGAGCAUUUGGGAAAUAGUGAUCACAAUAUGGUAAUUUUUUUUUUUUUUUUUUAGUUUUGAAGCAUGUGCAUGUUACAUCAGACAUUUCUAGACAUUUGUUAUGGCUGUAUCAUAUAGUAUGUCACAUAUGCAGUUGUUUGUCGUAGUAAUUGCAUACAGAAUUCGUCAAACCAGUUUCCAUUAUAAACAGAUACAGUACGUGGCCUUUCAUGGCCCUAUCUCCAAUAGGAUGACGGUUCGUUGAAACCAGUGCACCUUUUUUGUUCUGGAUAUAUAUAUCAUAACACAACAAGUAUAGUAAUAACAUAAUAAUGUAACAUAACAUAAUGGGGGGUAGAGAAAAAAAGAACGGGGGUGGUGAGGAGAAGGGACGGAGGGGGGGUGUUGUCAAGGUAUUCAGUUGCGCACUGUCUAUGUUAGUCAACCUCUAUGUGUGUGGUGUUCUAGGACUUGGUUCGCAUUUGCUUUCAUGUUCCUUACUGUUUGAGGGUGGCUCGGCUUUGCAUGUAUCCCACAUUUCCCAGGCCGUUACCCAAAAUUUUUUCCCGGGUCUCGUUUUUCUAGCCAUGAUUUCGUACCGUUUGGCUGAUUGUAUAAUUUGGGUGCAUGUUGCCAAUUGCGGAGUGUGUCUCGAUAACCAGUUCCUGCCUAUUAGUUGUAGAGCCGCUAUCAGAAUAUGGUACAUGAGAUAUUUAACAGAUAUUGCUAUGUUUGGAGGGAACAAUUGUAAAAGGUAUAGUUCAGGCCGAGGCGGCAUGACUAUCUUUGUAGUGGUUUUUAUCAGUUCGGAGAUUUGUGCCCAAAAGGGUACAAUUUUAGGGCAUGACCACCAGAUGUGGUAUGUGGUUCCUGGUUGGUCCAUGCAUCUCCAGCAUUUACCUGUGGAUUGGGUGUUUAUGUGUUUUAGCUUGGUUGGGACAAUGUGCCAGCGAUAUAGUAUCUUCCUGGAUAUUUCUACGUGUGAGGCGCACAUCGUUACGUUUUUAUUAGCUGAGAAUAUGUGGAGCCACUGUGUGUCGGUUAGUUUCAUAUUUAGGUCUCGUUCCCAGGCUGCGAUAAACAAGGGUUUUGUGAGAUAUGCUUUGCGGGUGAUUUCAUGGUAUAAUUGAGACAUAGGUUUAUUUGACGGUUUGGUUUGCAGACACAUUUGUUCCGCUAUGGACAAUUGCGUGGAUUGUUCGGGUUGGGCCUUUGGGGGACAGUAUUUAUGAAACCAUGAUUUUAUCUGCAUGUGAGAGAAGUGUAGUGUCUUCGGUACUUGAUAUUCAGUUUGUAGGGGCUCAAACGAGAGCAGGUUGCCUUUAUCGAGUAGCUGGUGGAGGUGUAUCACGCCAUGGGAGGUCCAUGUUUUUGCAUUAAAGUAGCCGGCGACGGGUACUCUGACGGCCAGGAUUUGGUCUGGUGUUUAUCCCAUAAGGACAGGGAUAACCUAGUUGUUGGUAGCAUAUUUCUGUAUUUGGGUCUGUGGGCGCGCGGUAACCAUGCGAGUGUGGUGAUAUCUUGUCCUUCUGUGUAAGUGAACUCAAUGACGAGCCAUUCUGGCUGGGGAUCUUGAUGGAAUGCUGUGAUUAAUGGGCUGAGAAUUGAUGCAGAGUAAUACGCCUGUAGGUGUGGGAUCCCCAGACCCCCCUGCUUGAAGGGUUUGUGUAACACGGAUGCUGCUACUCUCGCUUUUUUCUUGUUCCAUAUGAACUUGUUGAGGAGGGUCUGUGUUUCCCGGAGGAAAGUGUGUGGGAGUUGAAUGUGUAAUGUACGGAAUAAGUACUGAAGUUUGGGUAAAAGUAUCAUUUUUGUCGCUGCAAUUCGUCCCAGCCAGGAGACGUAUUUGCCUGCCCAACCCAUGAUUUGACUUUUCAGUUUGUUCACUAGUUUAGUGUAGUUUGCCUGAAACAUGGCAUGCGAUGUGGCUGUAAAUGCAACUCCUAAAAAGGUGAGGUUGUCCGUUCGCCAGUCGUAUGCGUGGGCCUUUUUUAAAUCUUGCAAAGUGCGGGAUGACACGUGCAUCCCCAUUGCUUGCGUUUUGGAAAUAUUAAGUUUGUAGUACGAGCAUGCACUGUAAUCAGUCAGGAUGUCGUGUAGAUGUGGGAGUGAUGUGUGUGGUGAUUCUAUGGAAAGCAUGAUAUCAUCUGUGAACAUUGUGAGUUUGUGUUCCACGGGGCCUAUUUGUAUACCCUUGACAUUGUGACUCAUUCUUAUAUGUUGCGCUAAUGGUUCCAAGAUCAGGAUGUACAGCAACAGGGAUAGUGGGCACCCCUGGCGUGAUCCGUUUGUAAUACUAAAUUUUUUUGAUAUAAAUCCGCUAUUGGCUACAUGAGCCGAUGGUGUGGAGUAUAGCGCCGUCAGUAGGGACAUGAAAUUGGGAGGGAAACCGAAUUUUGUUAGCGUAGCCUCAAGGAAUCCCCAGUGCACCCUGUCAAACGCUUUCUCAGCAUCCAGCGAAAGGAACACACUGGGUCUCCCCGAGGCCCGCGCGCUUGACAUCAGAUCUAGUAGUUUCCUGGUACCAUCCGAGCCCUGCCUCCCCUGACAAACCCUACCUGAUUGGUGUGUAUUACCGAAGGGAUUAUGGAAGCAAGCCUAUUUGCAUAAAUUUUUGCUAGCAACUUCGUGUCGGUAUUUAGUAAAGAAAUCGGUCUCAGGUUUUGGGGUUUGGUAGGUGGCUUCCCCGGCUUGGGCAGCGUUGCAAUGUGGGCUAUCAGCAUUUCUGACGGCAUAUAGCUUGUCGUUAUGAUGGUGUUAAACUUUUCUCUAUUUGCGGGGCUAGGGUGGAUUUGAAACAUUUGUAAUAAAUGUUCGUGAAGCCGUCUGGGCCUGAUGCCUUUCCCUGUGGUAGGGCGUCUAUAGUUUUUUCUAUCUCAGUGGCGGUGAUCGGUUGUUGGAUCAUCACCUGUUGGGUUGGGCUAAGGGAGGGGAGAUAGGCCUGUGUUAAGAAGUUUUGUAUUUCUUGAGUUGUGGGUUGAUGUGUGUUAGUAUCCUGUGCUAGAUUAUAGAGUUUGUCGUAGAACUCUGCCAUGGUGUCAUUUAUCUGCUGUGGGUUUGUAAUUUUGAUGCCUGCAGUGUUAAAUACAUGUGGUAUUUUCGACCUGGUUUGGUGUUGCCUUAAUAGGGAAGCCAGUGCUCUCCCCGCUUUGUUACCCUGAGAGUAUUGCUUCAGUUUGAGUUUAGUCAGUGUAUCUGAUGUCCGUUGGAAUAAUAUAUCGUUUAUUGCUUUAGUAGUGCGGUAUAUUUCGUCCUGGCCUGCAGUAGACGGGGAAAGGAGAUGGGCACUUGUUUGGUCUCUGAGUUUUUUGAGACGGGUGGUGUAUUCAUCACAUGCCCUCCUUUUCAGGUAUGCUGCCCGGCUAAUAAGAAGUCCCCGUAUUACCGCCUUAUGGGCGAGCCAUACAUUUUGGGGUUGUGUUUGCGGCGUGUAGUUUGUGUCGAAGUAUAGUUUUAUUUCCUUUUCUAUGGUAUUUUUGAAGGAGUCAUCAAGCAGAAGGUUGUCAUGCAGUUUCCAUGGGGAGGUUCCCCUGAAGGGAAAUUUGUCUUGUAGGGUUAGGCGUACGGGCGCAUGGUCUGACCAUGUCAGGUCUCCUAUCGUGCAGUCUAUCAUGGAUAUGAGGAGAUGCGCAGCAAUGAGGAUGUGAUCAAUGCGUGAGCUGGUUUUAUGGGCUCUUGAGUGGUGUGUGUAUUCACGAACAUUUGGAUGUGUUGUGCGCCAGGAGUCAUAGAUAUUGUAUUCUAGCAGCACCUUUGUCAUAGCUUUGCAUUGGGGUUUGAGGGCGGCCUGCCUCCUGGUGUCACCAGCGACUGUCGUGUCUAAAGUUCGAUCGAAUAUAUGGUUCAAGUCUCCACACAAAAUCAAAUUUUGCAAUUGUGGGCUAGGUAUUUUGGAAAGGACUUUGUGUAAGAAAUUUCUUUGGUUAGUGUUCGGGCUGUACACUGAGGCAAUUGUGUAAUUAAUGUCGUUUAUCGUGCAAUGAAUGAUGAUGUAUCUGCCUUGGGAAUCUUUUUUGACUUGGAGUAGUUCGAAUGAAAGUGAUUUGUGGACAAGUAUGGAUGCGCCUCUGGACUUGGAGGAUGGUGUGGAGUGGUAUUGCGUGGGAUAGUCUUGUUGUGCAAAUUUAGGAACUUUGGAAUGUGUGAAGUGGGUUUCUUGCACACAGAUGGUGUCUAUUUUGUCUUUUCUGGCCAUGUCUAACAGGACACGCCGUUUGUGCGGGGUGUUCAAGCCGCACGCGUUAAUAGUGUGUAUUCUCAGGUUGUAGUAUUUGUUUGUUUAUCUGGAGUACUCUUGUAGAUCUAUUCUCGGAGAGAUUAAUAUACCUUGAACCGGGAAGGGACAACUUGGGUGUGAUAGAGAAGAGGUGGGAGGGAGAGGAAUAUAUACAUGUUCCCUGUAGCAGGGAAAUGGUGCGGUGGACGCGCACCGUGGGGUACGGAAACAUUUGUCUCCUGUGGUGUGGCGUGUGGGCUUGGUAGCCUUUGGGUUUGGACAGAACUGGGUUGUUUUUUUUUUUUUAAUAUGUUGGGGCUUGAGGGAAAGCUUGGGUGUGGUUGCUGCAUGAGCGGUUGCUGUACCGUGCAUCGCUAUGCUACCCCUUCGCAAGUGUAUGUGGGGUAGGACGAGCCGUUGAGGCUCUUAUCGGCAUUUGAAAGGGCAUCUGCAUCCGUGCCGUAUCGUAGGCCUCUCCGCCUCAUUCCCAUUUCUAAACCCUAUCUGAGGGGUCCACGUGUCUCCUUGUCCCCAGGGCUGACUGGUGAUUGUGUGCAGUCACGAGGGUCUUUCAACAGUGUCCCCGCAACCCCUCAGUGAUGUCGAGGCUGGCAAAGGGGUUUGCACAUUUACAGAGAGGGCAUAGGACGCAUAACGAGACAUAUAAAGUGGCCAGUGGUAUGGGCCACGAGGUACCCCGCGCGUCCCCCCCGUCCCUCCCCCCCUGGGGGAAAGCGCCCGGGCCCACGCCGCCCACCCAUCCGGACUCGGCCAAUAUCACAUCGAAAUCAGUUAACACAUAUCUUACUGGGUCCCCUACAACCUUGCACCUCCCCGAUCUCCCGGCCAUUACUUUCCAUGUGGCAACAUGAGAGUUCACGGUAGCCCAUAUGUUCCUUCAGGGGAGGCCCAUCUCCUGGCAUAUGCCCAUGAUCAGUGUUCAGACAAUGAUGUGUCCCCCCGUGGGUAAGAAGCUGAGGCUCUCCGGAGAUGCCAAAAUAUGCACAAUGUGAGUUCCGCUGGGCCCUUCCAAUGUCAGUAUGCCUGUGGGAAAUAAGUGUGUAGUGCACAAUACUUGCGUGUCCCUCAUGCAGCUGACAGCAUGGAUUAAUGUUUGUCCGGCACUUUCUGCCACUCUAUGCGUAGUCUGCUCGCUGGUGGGGUUUUCGCGGGUUCCAGUUGUGGGUUGAUACCCCACGACUUCAGCCGGUUGGCGCCAUCUUCAGGGGUCAGGAUGGCCUGGAGAGAGCCAUUUCUGGUCACCAAGAGCUUCGUGGGAUAUCCCCACCUGUAUCUCACUCCGUUGGUGCGAAGUGCUGCAGUAAUGGGAGCGAAAUCCUUCCGUCUUCGCAGGGUGAUCGCUGAGACAUCUGGGAAGAUUUGUACCAUGGCAUAAUCAUCUGGAGGCUUGGGUUUACUUCUGCUGGCUCGGAGGACAUGCUCUGUAAUGUGGUAAUAAUGGGCACGUAACAGAACAUCUCUGGGUGAGGAAUCCGACAGGUGGCGUGGGCGCGGCACCCGAUGAACUCUGUCGAGCAGAAGCAUGUCAGACGGGAUCUCGGGCAUGUAAGCACUUAGCAGGCCUCGCACAUAUGCUUGUAGAUCCGCCGGGAGCACUGUUUCAGGUACCCCCCGCAGCCGCAGGUUGUUUCGCCGAGACCUGUCCUCCAUGUCCGCCAGUUUCGUUUCGGUGAGUAGUAGCUUGUCUUCCAGCCUCUCCACGUGUGUAGCGAGAUUAUUGUGGGCUGCCGCCAUUUCGUCCAUUUGUGAUUCUAUGUGCGACGUUCUCUUGCCUAUUUCUUGGACAUCUUUACGAAGUGAGUCCAUGGAAUGUUGCCAGGACCCGAUCAGAUUUCGGGACAAGGCUUCCAGUGCUUGAGUUAGGUGGCUCUUUGUCAGGGCAUCUCCUGGUGCAGGUAUGCUUUGUGGGGCACUUUCAUCGUCGGUACCCUCGUCGCCAUCUUGGGUAGACGGUAGUAGGCCCGAGGGAGUUAAAUUAGGUUUCUGUUGAAAGAAAUUCAAUUUUUCAGUUUUUGCUGAGCUCUUCUUGCUUUUGUGUUGCGACAUCUUCUGUGGUAAGGUUUGUAAUGCGUUCUGUGUGGUAGGAUUGCAACGGAUUGUCAGCCCGUUUGCCGGAGCUGAGGAUUAUGCGUCCAUCUUGUCCGGCAGUCGGCCACGCCCCCUGGUAAUUUUUUUAAUAAACUCAAAAAAACAAAAGUACGAGGGGUAUACUAAAACGUAUAAUUUAAAAAAAGCCAAUUUCAAUAAGAUCAGGGCAGCUUUACAACAUAUCGACUGGCAUAAACUCCUUAGUGAUAAAAACACUGAGGAUAAAUGGAAACUAUUCAAACACAUCUUAGAAAGGUACAUUUCACAGUAUGUACCAUUGGGUAAUAAAUAUAAAAGAAACAAAUUAAAACCAAUGUGGCUUUAGUAGAGAAGUAAACCAAGAGAUUAAAAAUAAAAAAAGGGAAAUUAAAGCAUUUAAAGCGGACAAAUCAGAGGCAUCCUAUAUAAGAUAUAAGGAAGCCAAUAAUGUGUGCAAAAAGGAAAUUAAAGUGGCUAAACUAGAAAAUGAGAAAUUGAUAGCCAAAGAAAGCAAAACCAACCCCAAUUUUUUUUCAAGUACAUCAAUUACACUGGAAACAGAGUUGGGUUUGUUAGCUAAUGAAGACCUCUUCAGUAUAUAUUAAUGAGGAUCCUAUGGCAAGAGUUGCUUGCUGCAAAAAACAUGCAGAUAACUUGUGAUUGGAUAACUCGAGACAAGGUGCUAUAGCUAUUAUAGAAAAUUAAUGUAAAUAAAGCUCUGGGUCCUGAUGGUAGUUGCCCACGAGUGGGUGAAAUAAGUGGGGAAAUAAGUGGGGAAAUAAGUGGGGAAAUAAGUGAACCUCUGUAUUUAAUUUUUCAAGAUUCUUUUGUUUCAGGUAUUGUACCAGAGGAUUUGUGGAAGGCAGAUGUUGGUCCUAUAUUUAAAAAGGGUUCAAAAUCCCUGUCUGGAAAUAAUAGACCUGUGAGCUUAACUUCUGUGACUGGAAAAAUAUUUGAAGGGCUAUUAAGGGAUAAUAUUCAGGAAUUCAUUGGGAAGAACUUUGUUAUUAGCAAUAAUCAGUAUGGUUUUUUGAAAUAUGUCAUGUCAAACUAACCUAAUUGCAUUCUACGAAGAAGUAGAAGUAUAGAUCAGGGUGUUGCAGUGGAUGUGAUCUACUUGGAUUUUGCCAAGGCAUUUGAUACGGUUCCUCACAAUAGGUUAGUCUUCAAACUGAAAGAAAUUGGUCCAGAUAAAUAUUCUUAUUGUUGGGUAGAACGAGUUGUCAUUAAUGGUAAAUUUUCAGGCUGGACAAAAGUGGUAAGUGGUGUCCCUUAGGGUUCUGUUGUGGGACAACUUUUAUUUAACAUAUUUAUAAAUGAUCUUGAAAUAGGCAUUGAAAGCCAUGUAUCAAUGAUUGCAGAUGACACAAAACUUUGUAAUGUAAUAAAAUGUCAGCGGGAUAUUGCUUUGCUGCAGAGGGAUUUGGAUAGAUUAGGCGACUGGGCACUAAAAUGGCAGUUGAAAUUUAACUUAGAGAAAUGCAAAGUUAUGCACAACGGGGUUAAGAAUGCACAAGCAUCGGGACACAGUAGGAGGGAGGCUGAGUACUAGGGGGUUGAGCAGCAUUAAAAACGACUAAACCAGUAAAGGGAUCGAGCGCACACAAUAUUUUAAGAGAAAAAAAAAAAUGUGUGUAUAUAUAUAUAUAUAUAUAUAUAAAAAUAAUAAAAUAAAAAUAAAGAGAUAACUGGGGGAAAAACAUAGCUCUAUAUUAAUAGCCUAUGCAUGUUGACGACAAGCGCAGUCUCAGUCACCAAAUUAGUGGGACGCGGCUUUGCAUAUAUGCAAGAACAAGACUACGGUUAGAUGGCAGCCCCACACAGCGUGCACCACAUUGUCUUGUUUGUAAAUAUUAUCUUUCAUAUCUUUCUUCUAUCCCUUUCCCUACUAUCUGUCCAUCUUCCCCUAUGUCCUUGUACCCUUAUGGGGUGGGUGGUGGGGUGGGGGGCCCAGGGCUUGGGGGGGCGGACGUGGUCCUGUAUGAGAGCGCUGCACCUAUGUCAGGACCAUGACACUGCAACUCACUACAUCAAAUGUGAAGGGCCUAAAUGGAAGGGGCGUUUGUUGUUCAGGGAACUAAAACGGAUGAGGACAGAUGUUGCUUUCAUCCAAGAAACACACUUGCCGAAAAAGGCUGGCUUCAAGCUAAGGGACCACACAUAUAGCAUGACACUAACGCACCGUAAACAACGGAGUGGCGAUCCUUAUACGGGGCAGCUGCCCAUUGAAAAUAACAUCCUCUGAUUGCGAUCCAGAAGGGCGAUGUGACAGAUCCAUCUGUAUAGAUUGGGAUUGCUUGUUCGUCUGUUUUGCCUCUUUUCAUGGAAUUACCUGUCCGUAUGCCCCCUGUUUGUUUAUUUGACUUUCCUGCCGAACAAAACUACCGAACGGACGGCCACCCAGAAGAGAAGUGUGCUGCUGGUUAACUUCUUGAUCCCAAUUAGAACUUUGUAGUUAACCGCAGACACCUUUCAAAUAAAACCGAAUACAGGGUGGUCGUCGUUUGUAUGUCAACCACAAGGCAGCGGCCAUUUUAAAACAGGCGAAAGACCAGCGGUGUUGGGCACAGAUUCUAUGGGACUUAAAAAGAACACUUUUUCUGCCAAACACCACUAAAGCCACCGACUUCCCUUCUCGAUCGACAAAAGCAUAUGAACACCGGCCGUUCGGGAGUUUGAACCACACGAAUAGACUUAACCCAGAUAGCCUUCCAAUGAAGUCAGUUGCAUACCGAAAGACUGUAAUAGACUUUGACUCCAUGGCGAUUGAACUGUGCGUAUGGGAUCUGAGCGCUAUUCGCCAAUAAUAUGCACUCAGAUCCAGGCUAUCUAGGGAUAUGUUACAUGAAUGAGAAAUGUUCGGCAAUUGUAAAGUUAUAUAUUUUUAUGUGUUUUUUGGGUUGUAUCUAAAAUGGCGAUUUUCCUCUGCCCUGGGAGAUAAUUGAAUUACUUCUCAAUUAUCUCCAGGGCAGAGGGGAGGAAACCAUGAUGCAUGCUGGGAAUAUUAUGUGCCUGUGUGUCCUGAAAUCCUGUAUGUCCAUCUGCCGUUACAGUCUCCCAUUUGGUCCCCUAUGGGAGUGUCCACCAAGUGGGAGACCUGCAUAAAUACGGGCGGGUAGCCCACAGUAAACCCAGUUCAUGUUUUACCCUCAAUGCGGAGCUUGGUCUCGUUAUUGGAGGGGAAUUUACUACAUGAAUAGCGACUGCCGGAUGGAAGUAUUAGCCGCUUGGGAGAUAUAUGGUUUCAGCUAUUAGCUGCAAUUCGUGAGUUGGCGGAUCGUGAAGUGAAGUACCCGUACGGGUCCCAUUCGGGAGAUUGGAGCAUUCCCCUGCUUGCAAUUCAUAUGAUUGCAGUUGAUACAAAUGAAGCUGGCGUUAUGGUGAGAGGGGAGGAUUCACUAAACGGCGGUUUGUCUAUUUGAUGCUGAGGGUGCUGUUACAGGAGAUAUGUGAUCCUAUCCGGCACACUACUUUCACACACGAUACACUUCAUUAACGUGUAUGCCCCUUUGGUGGACGUCUGGAGGGCACGUCAUCCGAGCACCAUCAACUAUACUUUCUAUUUGGCCCCACACAUUACCUAUUCUAGGAUAGAUUUAUUCUUGGUCAAUGAAAGAUGCCUGACCCGUGUCCUGGGUUCAGAGAUAGGGUCCAUCACAUGGUCUGACCAUACAGACGUUUCCCUUACAUUGGGGAACCUCUGCGUAGCGUCCCCCUGGACCUGGAAACUCAAUGCCUCCUUAUUGAGAGACCAAGAGCUAGUAGAACAGAUACGGACCGAUAUCCUAGACUUUUUUGCCAUUAACACCACCCAUGACUUGAGACAGGAAACGAUAUGGGCAGCACACAAGACAGUGAUACGGGGCACUUUUAUUAAAAUCGCGACUGCCAAAAAGAAAAAUAAAUUCCAACGACUGAACGUACUAUUGACUGACCUUAGAAGAUUGGAACAUCAACACCAGAAUAGACCUGAUGAUGAGACACUAUGACACUUAGAAGCAAAAUGACAUACCAUCCGCUCCCUGCUACUAGACGACACUUCCAACGCUAUGACCUGGUCCAAAUGCACCUUUUAUGAAAAAGCUAACAAGAUGCACUCAGCAAUAUGCAAAGACAUACCAAGCAAGAAAGACCCAUACAUCUGUGUGACAGGCGGUCAUUUUUGGACAUCACUGUAGUUCAUGGAAAUCAGCGGGUUUGAACACGGGCCAACCAUGGGGUUACAGACCACAGAGUGCCUUAGACCGAGUUGACAGACAUGGGAAACCCUUGUUAUACUGAAAAUUAACCCUAAACAUAGUACUGGAAAGGGAGUGGCUCAUACAACAAGUUGGGAACAUUUUAUUUGCAAGACAUGCUGACAUAACCUGACUGGGUAGACAUGACAGUAAAUCCCCUGAAACCACACAUCACGACUCUCAAGGACAUGGUGGCUAUUGCCAAUCCCACAUUUGAAGACACUAUGGCUGUGGAGACUGGUUUUUCAGAUACUAACCUAUGGCUUGAAUGGAUGAGGUAUAAUGCUAACUCUCAUAAUAAAACCAACUGUUAUGUUUGUGGUGGAGCUAGACUCUACCUAGGUACAGUGCCUCUAAAUUUACCUCCAGAUGUUGAGACAGAAAUGCUGGAGAUCAAGGCAGUUGAGGUUUCUGUGAGAUUGGAGAGUUGAGGGUGGUGAAAUUUGGGUACAGGGUUUGCUAACGUCAAAUGUUAGAAGAUGGUGGUCAGACAAAGGAAAUGCAACAGUGGAGAGAUUAGAGGUGGUACAGAGAUUGGUGAAGAUGAGGUUAAGAGUGUUUCCUGCUGUAUGAGUUGCUGAAGUAGACAACUGCGUGAGGCCAAAGGAGGAGGUUACAGAGAGCAGACGGUUGGUAUCAGGGCAGUUGAGGUUGUUGAUUGGGAUUUUAAAGUCUCCAAGUAUGAAGGAGGGAGUGCUAGAGGAGAGAAAGUGGGGUAACCAUGAAGAAAAUUGUUCAAUAAAUAGCCUAGGAUGACAGUGGGGACAAUAGAUGAUGGCAAUUCUUAAAGGAGUUAGCUUAAAAAGGCGGACAGUGUGAACUUCAAAGGAAGUAAAGGAAAGGGCAGGGGCAGGGAGGAUAGGUUGAAAGGUACAUUGAGGGGAGAGAAGGAUGCCUACACCACCUCCUUUACAGUCGCGUCUGGGAGUGGGAAUCAGCAAUAUAUUCAGCAGUAUAUAAUGAAUUCAAAAGACAGUUAAAUAUAUAUCUGGCUACAUAAACAAACAGUUGCAGCAUACAAUAAUAACAACAGUAUAAUUACUAAAUUAUAUUAUCUUAUCCAUAUAUAAUAAUGAACAAUUUUUUUUGGGGGGCGGAAGAAAAAGGAGUUUUGAAUGAAUCAAUAUUAAAGAAAGAAAAUAAAAGAAAGGAUUGGGAAGGAGGGGGAGGAAGGUUUGGGGAGGGGAGUUGUUUUAAAACCUUUAUAGUUACAUAAUGAUGUGCAAAUAUAUGUGUAUGAGGAAAUACAUUUCUAUUCUUAGGUAUUUUACCAAUAUUAACAGCAUGUUGUGCAACCUCCUCAAUGUAUCUUAAGUAAAGUAACUGAUCUCAUUAAACAAUGAUAGAAAAGAAAGAAAAAACAAACGAUGAAAAGAUAAUCAUAGUGAAGUACUAAUACUUUUAAGCUACUACCUUGGCUGUUUGUUUCCAUAGGUCCCAGAGAGUUUUCACUUGUGUGAAGUUGUCUUAUAGCUAGCUUGUAUCUUUUUCACAAGUAAAGGAAAUAAUUUCAGUUUUCAAUGGUAUGUUUGUUGUUUUUAAAUAGCUGGGUAAUAAUGUAGUAGCUGAAAUUAGUAUGUGUGAAAUUAAAAAAAUGUCUACUUUGUUUUAGAAACUGGGAAGGCGUUUAAAGAAGCCAAUUUUAGGUGAAAGUGUUUGAAUAGUGGGUCCCAGAAGGGUCUUAACUUAUCACAUUGCCACUGUAUGCGGUACAUGUCGCCCACCUCUCCGCGUUCUCUCCAACAUGAAUCUGGAACAUCUGCAAACAUUUUUUUGAGUUUUGGAGGUACCAGGUACCAAGGACAUAUGACCUUUUAACAAUUAUAUAUAAUUUGAGCAUAACUUAAUUCCUUUUAAUGUUUCUUUUAUUCUAUGCCAAUCGAAUUUCUGAUUCCCAAGCAAUCAUAUAUUGUAAUUUCCUGUUGGGGGAAGAAGACAUGUAGAAAUUGAGUGUUUUUGUACAGGAUUUUUUAAACAUGCCAGCUCCAGAUUAGAUAACGGUAAAGAAAUACAAGGUUGGAUUAGGGAGGGGAUACGAAAGAUCUUGCGCAAAUAAAUAAUACCAAUCACCUAUGCAAUUAAGGUUUUAUGCUAUAUUAUAUGGCUUAUUAGUAUACUAGGAGUAUUUCCUGCUGAUGUUCAGAUGUAGGUUGGAAAAUGAAGAGAGGUACACAUGUAAUAAGUAUAUAUAUAUAUAUAUUUUUUUUUUCUCUUUUUGGUAAACAAAAGGCCGCACGAUGAGUGGAAGGUACUGAUUAGUGCUGGGGCAUAUUUAAUAAUAGAACAUUGGGGGUUAACACCAUGUAUUUAGGGUUAUUUAACACUGUAUAAAAUAUUGAGCUUUGUCAUGUUGGUCUAUUUGCAGAUCUGAGCAUGACUACUUAAAUUAACUUGUAAUUUAUUUACUUACACAUUAUUUAGCAAGUGGUGGUAAAUUUAAAUAAUUUUAAUACAUCACGGUUUCCCUGUCACUGUGGAAAUGGAAUUAUAAGUUUCAUAGCCUGGAGUUAUUAGUAAUAGAUUUGUCAUAAUUUGUUUGGGAAGAUUUUUUUCAAUUAUUAUAUUUUUCACAAAGAAGUAUUUUUUUUUUUUAAUUAAUAUAAAGAGAGUUUAAGCCAGCAGUAAUAUAAAGAGAAUUUAAGAGAUACACUAAUGAGUCACUUUGGUUUCUCUUAGGCCGUACCCUUUAGUGUGGCCUUCACUUUUGGUAAAGGUCGACAUAUGUCUGGUAAUCCAAUCUAUAUGUUGCAUAGCUUGAUAAGUAUAAAUGGAUAGAUAGUAUAGAAAGGAAACGGUUAAGGAUGAUAGAGCUGGAUCGUGAUAUGAUUGAAAUUUUGUUAUGUUGAAUGGUUAUUUGAAAGACCUAAAAGGAUGUACGGAUGAUAUAUUUCGGUCAUUUAUGAUUACACAUUUUUAAUAUGGAUUGUACAUUAUGUAGUGGCAACCAUAAUAGUCCAAUAUUAGUUGAUAGUAUGGUAAGUGGAGGAUUUAAAUCAAUAAUAUAGGCAAUCUAGGCAAAGCCAUAGGAGCUGGAAAUAUAUAUAUAGUUGAAUCGAUGCUAUUGUUCUAAGUUAGCGUUUCGCCUUGGCAUCAGUAAAGUGAUAUGCUCACUAUAUGCUCAUCCCUGCAAUUUUUGGCAGGUUAUUUCUAUACAUGUACGCAUAUCUCCUUCAUCCAGGAGGCACAUUGGAUUGAUUCCCCAGAUAGACUUUGGAAGUUUAAAAAAUUUCCAUUAAUAUUUUGCUCAAAUAUGGAGGGGAAAGGGAAAAAAAGAAGUAUUACUAUUAUUAUCUCUAAUAAAGUUAAUUUUGAACUUAUUCACUUAUCUAAAGAUACGACUAGUGAUGAGCAAACCCGUACCGUACUGUACCGUAAUGUUCGUACCGAACAUUUAAAUUUUUGGACCCCGAGCCUGGACAUUUCAGUGACAGUUCGGGUUCGAGUUCAGUGUUUGGUGAUUUAAUGGCGCGUUUUGAAAAGCUGCAGGGCAGCCAAUCAACAAGCGUUUGACUCGUGUGCCCUUAGAAGCCAUCACAGCCAUGUCUACUAAUGGCAUGGCUGUGAUUGGCCAGUGCAGCAUGUGACCCAGCCUCUAAAUAAGCUGGAGUCACAUGAGCUCUUAUUAGUGUAGGGAGAGGAUGCUGCAGCUGUGAGGGACAGAUUAGGAAAGAAUUCUGGUGUUGAAUCUGCAAACUACAGCAAUUAUUUUUGUGGGUGCUAUACUACAUUUUUAUACCCUGCCCAGUGCCACAGAGAAAUAAGCAAUCAGUCUGUUUGUUAGGUGGGCACUUGCAACUGCAUGUGUGCCAGACACAUUACUUUAAUCCUGUUCUGGUAGCUCAGUGGGCAACAGCUAGGCAUUUUUAAAUACUGCUGUGACAUUGCAGUUUGACAAAUUCAAAUUCUUUUGGUGCUAAAAAGUUAAUUUGUGGCAUGCACUUCAUAUCUGAGAGUCAAAUAGAACCAUCAAAUACUGUGGUUACAUUGCAAUUUGAAAAAUUCUAAUUUUUUUGGUGCUAAAUAGUACAUUUGCUGCCUGCGGUGCACUUCAUAUCUGAGAGUCAAAUAGAACCCUCAAAUACUGUGGUUAUAUCACACUUUGAAAAAUUCAAAUUUUUUGGUGGUAAAUAGUACAUUUGCGGCCUGCAGUGCAUUUCUUGCAGUCCAAUAAAACCCUUAAAUACUACUGUCACAUUGUUGGUUUAAAAAAUUACACUUUUUUGUGCUAAAUUUAACAUUUGCGGCCUGCGGUGCAUAUCUUGCAGUCCAAUAAAACCCUUAAAUACUACUGUUACAUUGUUGGUUUAAAAAUUCACACUUUUUUUGUGCUAAAUAGAACAUUUGUGGCCUGUGGUACUGUUCUUGCAGUCCAAUAAAAAUAAAAAUAAAAAUAAUCACUGGAGAGAAAGAGUACCCUCCUACCCACCCGCGAUCCCUGGCCCUCAAUGCCAGCAUUUCAAAAUUCCUGGCCUUUGAAAUGCUUUUGUUCCGUCUGGUGGAAAUGGACAGUUUUAAAAACCUGAUGGCAGCGGCUGUCUCACAGUACGUGGUUCCCAGCCGCCACUACUUUUUCAGGCGAGCCAUCCCUUCCCUGCACAACCAAUUGGCAGAAAAAAUCAGGUGUGCACUGCGCAACGCCACCUGUGGCAAGGUCCACAUAACCACUGAUACGUGGACCAGUAAGCAGGGCAUUUAUCUUUGCCUCCUGUUGCCUCCUACUCCGCUUCCUCCUCCUCUACCACCUCCUCAUCCGGUAAGCGUAACACCUUCACCACCAACUUCAGCACAGCCAGGGAGAAACAACAGCAGGGAGUUUUAAAACUCAUAUGUUUGGGGGAAAAACCCCACACCAUGCAGGAGCUGUGGAUGGGCAUGGAACAACAGACCGAUGAGUGGUUGUUGCCACUGAGCCUCAAGCCCGGCCUGGUGGUGUGCGAUAAUGGGUGAAAUCUCGUAGCAGCUCUGGGCCUUGUCGGUUUGCCGCACAUCCCUUGCCUGGCACAUUUGCUGAAUUUGGUGUUGCUCAUAUUCCUGAAAAACUUCCCAGAUAUAUCAGAGCUGUUGCAGAAAGUGCGGGCCGUCUGUGCGCACUUUCGGUGUUCUCACCCUGCUGCUGCUUGCCUGCAGCGUAACUCCACCUUGCAAAUGCUGGAGAGACUGUGCGGGCAGCUGCAGGCGAUAGUGGAGUUUCAGCUGCAGCAUGCACGGGUCAGUCACUAUGCAACAGACUUGCCCUCCAAUAGAUCCUCGUUAAAGGAUUUAAUGUGUACUCAUUCCAAUUACAGGGCCUCGAAAGAGUCCCGUAUAGUUAUUUAUCGUCACUACCUCCCCGCAUCAAGAGUGGGUAAUUUGCGCGCCUGCUGCCUUCCUUGGAUGUGGUAGCCGUUUCUCAGGCUCCCACUCCGGAAUCGAACCCUGAUUCCCCGUUACCCGUGGUCACCAUGGUAGGCGCAGAAAGUACCAUCGAAAGUUGAUAGGGCAGACAUCCGAAUGCGUCGUCGCCGUCACGGGGACGUGCGAUCGGCCCAAGGUUAUCUAGAGUCACCAAAGUGCCUGCGCAAUGACUGCCGAGUUGCCCACAUUCUAACUUGUUCUUAUUACUGGGUGGCCCGUUACAAGGACAACAUGCCGUCCUUAAUUCCCUCACUGGAGCGUGAUCGGAAGAUGCGUGACUACAAGCGCACGCUGGUAGACACGCUGCUGAGGGCAUUCCCAACUGAUACCGGGGGCUCAGUGGAAGCACAAGGCGAAGGCAGAGGAGGAGGAAGAGGUCGCCAAUGAAGCUUGGGCACCGCCAGAACCUCAGAAGGCAGGGUUAGCAUGGCCAAAAUGUAGAAAAGCUUUGUCAGCACGCCACAACAACCAGCACCACCAGCUGAUAUGGAAUGUCUUAGCAGGAGGCAGCAUUUCAGCAACAUGGUGGAACAGUACAUGUGCACAUGCCUUCAUGUACUGACAAACGGUCUACCUCAUUCAACUUCUGGGUCUCCAAAUUGGGCACAUGGCCUGAGCUUGCCCUUUUUUGCCUUGGAGUAUAUUGUCUGAACGAGUGUUUAGCACAGCAGGGGGCAUUAUCACAGACAAGCGCAGCCGCCUGUCCACAGCCAAUGUGUACAAGCUCAUGUUUAUUAAAAUGAACCAGGAAUGGAUUCCACCAGACUUGUCUGUACCUUGUGCAGAAUAGACAUUUUAUAACGGCCUCACUCAGCCAUUGUUAUACUCAAGUGCACUUAUUCCUUGUUUUCUUUUUUUAUAUGUCCCAAUAUUUUGGGGGCUACCCCAAUUGUUUGCAGGGCACUUGUCCUACUUCCUUUUGCAGCCCUCUAGCCCUUUCCAGAACUUUUUUAGAGCCAUUUUAGUGCCCAAAAGUUCGGGCCCCAUUGACUUCAAUGGAGUUCGGGUUCGGGGUCAAGUUCGGGUCAAGUUUGAGGCUGAAAUCGAACUUUAUGCCGAAGUUCAGCCGAACCCAGUGAACCCGAACUUCCAGGUAUCCGAGCAUCUCUAGAUACGACCAUACGAUAUUUGAUUCUUAUUUCAAAAAUUAACGGAGCUUGGUGUGUUUCCUGGAUGAGAUCCUGGAAAGGGUGGAUGAAUUGGCAUGUGGCAAUGUAUUAAUUGGCGGAGAUUUUAAUUUUGUUGUAGAUCCAAGAAUGGAUAAAAGUCAUAAAAAUACUAGAGAACUGAAGCCCCAAAAAUCCAACUUGUCUGACUUCUCAGAACUUCUAAAUAGGAACUCUUUAUAUGAUUGUUCGAGGACUUUGAACCCCACUGAGAAAGAUUACACCUUUUUCUCACAUGUCCAUCAGACCUACUCCCAUAUAGAUAUGUUUUUGGUGAAGGCAGGACUUUUAUGAUCAAUUAUUAAAUCGAAUAUUGGAUCUAUAGUUUUAUCGGACCAUGCCCCAGUGUUUAUUAACGUUAAGCUAAAAGAGUUUUAGGCCAAGGACAAGAUGACAACUUAAUGAAACCCUUUUAAAAUCUGAUCAUAAUAUUGAUAUUUUGUCAUCUGAAAUAGACAACUUUAUGACUAUUAAUGAUAAUGGGGAAGUUUCCACUGCAACACUAUGGUGUACACUGAAAAGUUAUGAAAGGGGACUGUUAAUAAAGCUAGGCUCAGAACUAAAACAGAAGGGAGAAUCUCUACAGGCGUUGAGGAUUAAAUUAGGAAAUAAAGAACGGUUAAAUGAAAUUAGGGUAAAUAAUGAACUAACAGAAGAAAUAGCCACUCUAAGGGAGACUAUUAAAGAAAGAAUAUAAGAUAUGGUUAACAAAAAUAUAGCUUUCCUUAAGCAAAGGUGGUAUCAUAACAACAAUAAAAUAAUUAAAGCUCUUUCAAAUAAAAUUAAGAACUAUCUUAACGAUAAGUCCAUAAAAAAAUCGUUAUAGGUGAUAAACAGUUAACUUCUCCAAAUGACAUUGCUGAAGCAUUUGUAUAUUUUUACAGAUCCCUAUAUAAUUUAAAGGACAUAGCGAAAAGUAAUAAGGAAAUAGAACAAUUUCUAAUUAACCUUAAACUGCCAAAUAUAAACCAAAAGAAAUUAGAUAUAUUGAACGCUCCAGUUUUGUUGCCUGAAGUCAUAGAGGCAAUAGAUAACCUUAAAUCAAAUAAAGAGCCUGGCCCUACCGGCUUUUCUGCCAUCUUUUCUAAAACAUUUUCUAGAUUUAUUGCUCCUGUACUUUUGAAAAUGUAUACGGAAGUGUCGGUAGAUAAUCCAUUUCCUAAUGAGAUGCUGUUGGCAUCAAUUAUUCCUAUAUAAAAUGGUGAAAGAGAGCGCACAAAAGAGAUAUACAAUAAUACUUAUGAGAGAAUGGUACUAAGUACCUCUAGAUAAUAGCUGCUAAACAAAAAAUGAACUUCCCAAAUUCAAUAAAUAAAUUGUAAGAUAUUGUGUUGUCAGCGCUUAGUGAAUAAUCCCCUUAGAUAUACUCAGGGGUAAAUGUCUUAACAAAUGUAUCUAUAAUAAUUAGAAACAGCAAUAGCAUACAGUGUUAUGAGUAUCAAUAUAACUGAUAGUAACAAUCAGAUUGUAACAAAAAAUCAAAAUUGUAUCUCAGUCCAGUAUAAAAUAUAUAGCAGGGUCCAAAGUGACAGGAGGUCCACAGUGUUGUUUGGGAACACAAUCUUUGACUUUGAAUCCCUUAAAAAAGACAGGAAAUAUAUAUAGUGCAAUACUGUAUUUAAUGUCUUAAAACAGCAAUGGAAUCCCCCUCACCAACAUAGGAACCCUUACAGAAGAAAAAUGUGGUGCUUAUCUCUAAGGAGUUUUGAUAAGCACUCACUUUCAAAUCGCUUUAAGACCCAUCACAAUAGUGACCCAACACUCCUUAAAUAUAUUGGUAUUGAAAAAGUAGAAAUACCUUGGAGGGGAGGUGAACUAAACAAAAUCUUUACCUACAGAGAAAUGUAUUGGAUCUAUAAUUUGAAAACUUUAGCCACUUCAGGCUUAAAUGCUGAGCUGGAAUUAGCAAAUAUAUUAUAAAUACACUUAAUAUCUAUAAAGAAAGUUGGACAAUAUAUAUAUAUAUUUCACCAUUAUUAGAAUUUAUUAGCAUAUAGUGUACAACAACAUUCAAAAUAUGAACGUAAAAUACACAUCUGUUUACAUAUAUUUUUUGUGUGCAUUUUAGAAUGAGAUGGGUAUUGAGUAUUAUAUUUUUUAUAAUUUUUAAUAUUAUUUUAGAAUAAACAGAGAAGCCUCAGGAUAUAUAUAUAGUAUAUCUAUGUAAAUAUAGAUGUAUACAGCAAGUAUUGGUUUGUUUUAACAUGUAUAAAUAAGUCUGUUUUAUUGUGUAUAAAUUGUUCUAGUAUGCACAAAUAGUUUUUAUGUAUUGCUGCAUUCAGGAGGAUGUAUAAUCCACAAUCUAUCAUUAUGAGGACCUUUUUCCUGUUAUAAGAUUUGUUGUGUAUAAAAAUGCAUGUAUCUUUAAAAAUUCAAAUGUGCUUUUCCCGGCAAAGGUAUUUAAGUGCCGAUUAGCACACAUAACACCUAUCUUGAAAAAGCCCACCAAGAGGGGCGAAACACGUUGAUUAGGUGCUCCAUCAUCCUGUAUGUUAUCUUGUUUUGCUGCUAACACUCUGCAUGACAAGUUUUUAUGCCAACCGGAGGCAGAAUUACAAAGAGGUGAACUUUCACUGAAUCUACAGCCUGCCUCAGUGCACGAGGCAAAUGCUCCUUUCAGCAGCAUACCGGACGGCAUCCUUAGAGAUAAGCACCACAUUUUUCUUCUGUAAGGGUUCCUAUGUUGGGGAAGGGGGUUCCAUUGCUGUUUUAAGACAUUUUACCUCUUCCUCCUCCUUCUCCAUAUCGCCGCUGCAGAUCUGGCUUUUAUAACAAACUUACAUUCGCCCACAUCAACUAUGGCGCUGAUGUGCGUGCGGCGUCACGUCAUAGACGCUGUUAUGGCUCCCCCGGUAGGAGAGGGGUUACAGCGGUAUGAGACGUUCCGUUACCGAACGUAGAGGCAGCCACUGAGCGCUCCAAAGUACCGAACAGUAGCCGUACGGAUGAGUUAGUUCCCAUUUGUAUAAUGAAAGACUAUGGGAAAGACUUUGGCGCCAUUCAGCAAUAAUGUGCGCUGAGAUCUGAGCUAUCUGGGGAUAUGUUGAAUGUACCUGUUUUAUGCAAUAGCUGAACAGUUAUAUAUUUUUAUGUAUUUUAUUGUCUUUUGCUGCCAUGCCUUCAAUGGAGUUUUGCCUCUGUCCUUGGAGAUAAUUGAAUUACUUCCCAAUUAUCUCCAGGAUAGAUUUGCUAGUUAAAUUUACCUCUUUCUCCAGCGCCAGGGCGCCGCUCUCCAUAUCGCCGCUGCAGAUCUGGCUUUUAUAAGAAACUUACAUUCGCCCACAUCAAAUAUGGCGCUGAUGUGCGUGCGGCGUCACGUCAUUGAUGCUGUUAUGCUCCCCCGGUAGAAGAGGGGUUACAGCCGUAUGAGACGUUCCGUUACCGAACGUAGAGGCAGCCACUGAGCGAUCCAAAGUACAGAACAGUAGCCGUACGGAUGAGUUAGUUCCCCAAUAUUCUCCCAAACAGCCGAACAGCAACCAUGUGAAUCAAAUAUUCUCCCAAACAGCCGAACACGCAUACUCCAUAUGAAUAAUCCCCCCAAUGACAAGACAAAGCUCCAUAUUGAGGGUCAGCAGGAAUCUGUUUAAUGAGGGCUACAUGCCCGGCUUUUAUUCAAGUCCCCCAUCUGGUGGACACUCCCCUAGGGACCAAAUGGGGAACUGUGACAAGGACAUUGAAGUAACCAAUCACAGGAUUGCCAUUCCCCUUUUCUUACCCAGAACCCUUUGCUCUGUUCAGGGAGAUAAUUGUGAAGUAAUUCAAUUAUCUCCCAGGACAGAGCCUCAACGCCAUUUUAGGUGACAAUAACAAAAAGAUAUAAAAAUACAACUGUGACAUUUUACAUUCUACAGGCAUUCAACAGGUCCCCAAAUAGCUAGUAUCUGAGCGCACCGAAGUACCGAAUAGCGCUCAGAUCCUAUGCACCCAGUCCAAUCGCCGUGGAGACAAAGGGUUCACAGAGUCAGUUUGCAUAAAAAUGAGCUCCACGGGAUUCCUAUCUGGGGUAUGGUGUAUUCAGUUGAAAAUUACCGAAUAUAGGGCUGUUCGUGCCCUUCUACCGAACAUGAAGGGAGGUCGGCGGCUUCAGCGGUGUUCGUGCUAAAAUGUAUCCGUUUUCAGUUCCAUGAGUUGGGCGUCGAACACCGCUGUGCGUUCGCAUGUUUUAAAAUGGCCGCGACCUCGUGUUCGGCAUACGAAUUGCGGCCACCCAACUACUGUAUCAAUUAAGAGGUGUCUGCGGUUAACCUCAGCGUUCAGAUGAGGUUAACCAGCAGCACACUUCUCUACUGGGUGGCUGGCUGUUCGGUAGUUUUAUUCUGUCAUAGAAGGGAAUGGCAUAGAGUCCACAGGAACGGGGAAACACGAAUCAAACAAACGAAUGAGCAAUACUGUUAGUUCAGUUCAAGACAGAGGGAUCUGUCACAGACGUGCACGCAUGUUUUAGGGUCAGAGGUCAGAGACAGCCAAUUACAGCCUAAGGAGGGUUAUUUAAAUCCAAAUUACCUUUUUUAUCAGUGCCCUGGCAUGAUUUCCACUAGCUGGUUAUUGGAGAGUGUGUUCCUGAUUGCAUUUUUUGGUAUUUGACUUUGGCUGCGUUUUGACUUUCCUGAUUUCUAGUAUCCUUGACUUCUGCUUUCCUCAUCGUUGUGUCUCAUUUUGUGUCCCUGACCUCGGCAAGUAUUUUGACUAUUCUGCGGUAUGUUAACUCCGGCCAUUCUAUAGUCUUUAUCCUUAGACCUAGUUUAGACAUAUCUAAAAUCACAAGAAUUUCAAGAUCAGAAACAAAAUGGGUCUACUUCAAGGAGGUCAUGCUUUACCCAAUCAAUAAAAUCAAUAAUCGUAUUGAUUUUAUUGAUUGGCUAAAUAAAAUAAUAGAGCAGGGUGGGGUAGUAUACAUUGCUUACCUAGAUUUCAAUAAGGCUUUUGACACUGUCGCACAUUGAAGACUCAUCAAUAACUGCAAUCUUUAAGUUUGGAUUCCAAAAUUGUUAAAUGGGUUAGGCAGUGGCUAAGUGACAGGCAACAGAGGGUUGUAGACAAUGAAGUAAAUUCAAAGCAAGGUUUUAUUACCAGUUGUAAGAAUCUGUACUUGGACCCAUUCUCUUUAAUAUUUUUAUUAGUGAUAAUUGCAGAAGGUCUUGAUGGUAAGGUAUGUCCUUUUGCUGAUGAUACAAAAAUAUGUAAGAGGGUUGAUGUUCCAGGAGAGAUAAGCCAAAUGGCAAAUGAUUUAGGUGAACUAGAAAAAUGGACAGAUCUGUGGCAACUGACAUUUGAUGUGGAUAAGUGCAAGAUAAUGCAUCUGGGAUGUAAAAAACCCAAGGGCAGAGUAUAGAAUAUUUGAUAGUUUGAGUCCUAACCUCAACAUCUGAGGAAAGGGAUAUAGGGGUAAUAAUUUCAGAUGACUUAAAAGUAGACAGACAGUGUAAUAGGGUAGCAGGAAAUGCUAGCAGAAUGAUUGGUUGCAUAGGGAGAGGUAUUUGCAGUAGAAAAAGGGAAGUGCUCAUGCCAUUGUACAGAACACUGGUGAGACCUCACUUGGAGUACUGAAGACCAUAUCUCCAGAAGGAGAUUGAUACUUUGGAGAAAGUUCAGGGAAUGGCUACUAAACUGGUUCAUGGAUUACAGGAUAAAACUUACAAGGAAAGUUUAAGUGAUCUUAACAUGUAUAGCUUGGAGGAAAGAUGAGACGGGGGUAUGAUAGAAACAUUUAAAUACAUGAAGUGAAUCAACACAGUAAAGGAGGAGACUAUAUUUAAAAGAAGACAAAACUACCACAACAAGCGGACAGUCUUAAAUUAGAGGGGCAAAGGUUUAAAAAAUAAUACCAGGAAUUAUUACUUUACUGAGAGGGUAGUGGAUGCACGGAAUAGUCUUCCAGCUAAGGUCCUAAAGGUUAACACAGUGAGGAAGUUUAAGCAUGCAUGGGAUAAGGACUUAAGAUAAGGCCAGGGACUAAUGAAAGUAUUUAGAAAAUUGAGCAGACUAGAUGGGUCGAAUGGUUCUUAGUUGCCGUCACAUUCUAUGUUUCUAUGUUACUAGGUAAUGCCUUUGGGAGCUGUCAAAAUUACCAAACUAUUCCUCCAAACUGUAUUGUGUACCUAACUCACUCUCCCAUGACAACAUGUGGCUUACUUUAGAAGAGGGUUUUAUGUUGUGCAUUGAGUAGCAUAUGGAUAAUAUCCCUUUUCUAAUUUUGAAAUUUCCAGAAUUUUAUAGUUUUUAUCCAGUUCCCUAACAUUACAUUUUUCUUUCAGUUUUUCGCUAAUUUCCAUGUAAUCCGUUCUUGAGUCAUCAGGUAGACUGUAUUUAAAUUGUCGUUUUUCGAAUGAAAGAAUUACAUUUCCCUGAAAGAAAUCAUCCAAAUCAACAAACUUUUGUUGUUGAAUAACUAUGCCAAAAAUUUAUAUUUAUAGAAGGUAAAUGAUCAAUUAACAGUGAUAGUGGCAUUGUGAAAAAUAUUCAAGGCCUUAAGUGUAGUAGGUAAAUACAUGGUGAUUUCGGGCCUCUUUUCCAGAUUAAGCCGUAGCACAUCUUUUAGAGAGAAUGGCAAAACUUUAGUUUCCUCCAUCUCCAACCAUCUGGGUUUGUUGUUAUGUAUGUUAAAGCCAAAUGUUGUAGCAGCAUUAGUGGCGAAGUAGUAUUUGUGGAUGACUGGUACGCCAUUUGUGGUGUUGAUCAGAUCUGAACUGAUAAUAGUUUGAGUUGUGGCUAAAAUGCAUUCAGCAGGUAUUAUGGGUGUCUUCUGAGAUUCAGUAAAGGAUUGAGGUUCAAACUGAUGGGAUAGAGCAUCAGCUUUAGCGUUUUUCGACCCAGGUUGGUAUGUCACCCUGUAAUUAAAACGCAAUAAAAAUAGAAACCAUCGAGCCCGUCUAUCCGUCAUUCUCAGUUUUUGUGGUCAGUAAGAAUAGUAACCGGUAUAGUAGACCCCCUCUAUUACGUCACCAUUCCUUUAGAGCAUAAAUGAUAGCCAAUAACUCUCUAUCGAAAAACUAAAAAACAAACAAGCAAUAAGAGGCGCUAAAAGUGCAUAAUAUUGAUGUAAAUGCAAAGAUAAUAAAGGUAGAGCAGCACCUAAAAGUGUACAAGCUCAUAAAACGUACCUUUAAAUAUUAAAAGUGCAAAUAGUGCAUUAAAUAGAGCACAAACAAGAAGUGUGUACACAAUAUAACCACACUCAGUGUAACGUAUGUGCAGAAUUAUAAGUGAAAUAGUGAAAAAACAAUAUCCGAAUACUAACGUACAGAGAAAAUGUAUAUCUCCUUUGAUGCUCCAAAUCAAAUGAGAACAUAUGUAAAGAAAGAUAUAAAAUGGAGAAACAUAGUAUAAUAUUGUUUAAAAAUGAGUAUUAAAACCAACAAUAUUAAGAUUGGAAUAUCACUCACAAAGAGAGAGAGCAGUAAAAGCCUGCUCUAACUGAUCCAGCUUAUAUUCCACAGACCAGGACUUCAAUGAUUGUACAAGUUAGCAGGAUGCCAGCUCACAGUGUAAACAGCCUUUAUUUAAAGUUAAAAUUCACGAUCCCCGUUUCCAAUUAGAAGUCUGAUAACCAUUUAUCAGCGCUAUAUAGAAAAUAUCUACCAGUCCUUGGCAAUUUUUGGCACUGCAGGUUUCACUUCCUGGAACUCGGAGUUCCAUCUGAUCACGUGAUGAUCUAGUUCAUAACUGUCCAUACAUCUUAUUCUAAACAAUAAUAAUAGAACAAAUAUAUCCAUACAUCUUAUUCUAAAUAAUAAUAAUAGAACAAAUGUAUAUAUUCUAAGCAAUAAUAAUAGAACAAAUAUAUAUAUAACUCUCUAUUGCAUAUGUCAUACCUCCUUUCGGUUUCGGUCAAUUUCUUAGAAUAAAAACCACAAGGAUAUAGAGGUAAGUCAUCAAAUGGUCUCUGAGAUAGAAAUGCCCCUACACCUGUCUCAGAUGCAUCAAACUCUAACAGAAAAGGGCGAGAUGGGUCAGGAUGAGCCAAUGUAGUUGCUGAGGUGAAAGCCUUCUGUGACGAAGUGCCCUUCGCCACUUGGUCCUGGAUAGGCCUGCUUGCCAGCCUCCUGCCUUGUGAUUAUGGCCCUGGGGUGUAUGACCCUUUAAACAAGCUGCUUUGUCCCUCCUCAACCUCUCAUCAGCCCGUGCUAAACAUUAACCACAUAGCGAUUUUAUUCUGUUCGUGGGAUCUGAGCGCUGUUCGGAUAUAUUGAGCGCUCAGAUCCAAGCAAUCUGGGAAAAGGUUGAAUGUGGGGGUUCUGUUCAAUGUAAUGGGCAUUAUGGAUUUUUUUGUAAUUUUGUUGCUGUUGUGAAUGGAGAUAUUUACUUUUAAAGUUAUGAAUAUUGUGUAAAACUGUAUAUUUUCCUGCCUGUGAUAAUUACAUUAGCCCAUUUUGUACAGUAACUAUAUCACAGCCAGAGGGGAGGAUUUUGCUGUAUUAUUUUAAAUAAAAAAAAUAAUAAUAAUACAGCAAAAUCCUCCCCUCUGCCUUUGAUAUAAUUACUGUGAUAUAAUUACUUUAAAAGUACACAUUCACAUAAGACUUACAGAAAAUAUCUCCAAUAUAUCCAAACAGCACUCAGAUCCCACGAACAGAAUAAAAUCGCCAUGGGGUUAAAGUUUAGCAUGGGCUGAUGAGAGGUUGAGGAGGGACAAAGCAGCCAGUUUCAUUUAAUGGGCCAUGCACCCUAGGGCCAUAAUCACAGGGCAGGACUCUCCAGGACCAAGUGGUGAACAGCACUUUGUCACACCUUCUUUAUCAAAAGCAGCCGUGGCCUCUGCAAUCAGUUUCCCACAGAAAUCACAAAUUUGCAGUGAUGUUACUACCGCAAAGGAUUCUGGGUGGGCAUAUGCAAAUUAGUUCAACUAAAAAAAAUCACUUUUUUACCUCAUUCCAUUUUAAACAUGGAUUCCUUUGAGUCUGUGUUUGCUGUAUACAACAGCUUUGAAACACAACUAAUGAAAAGAUGCAAAGCUGUUACAUUGUUAAUGCAAAUCAGCAUUUUUCCCCAUCAUAACUGUGUUGGUUGUUGCUUCUCAACUACCUCCAAGCUUCAAAGCUAGCUAGUAGCCAACCUCAUGCUGAUGAUUUGCAUUAACAAUGAAACCGCUGUUCAUGAGUGAUUCACUGGCUUUGCAUAUUUUCCCAAGUUGUGUUUCAAAGCUGUUGUAUACAUGUUUAAAAUGGAAUGAGGCAAAAAUGUGAUUCUUUCUUGAAUUCAUUUGUAUAUGCCCUCCCAUAAUCCAUUGCAGUAGUAACAUCACUGAAAAUUUGUGAUUUCUGUGGGAAACGCAAGUCUUAUGGCUUGAGUGGUGUGCAGAUUUUUGUUUAAUAUUGUAUUAACUAUCCACAGACUUCAGGUGGAAGAAGUUUUCAAUCACAAUUUUUUCCCCAUUAUAUGUGGCAAAUGUAAACCGAAAUUAGAGAUAAGACACAUAGAACUUCACCCCCCCCCUGCCAAACACCAUAUAUAGCUUCAACCCCCUUCCAAACACUUUGGUUUCCAUGUGUCUUAUCUCUAAUUUCGGUUUACAUUAGCCACAUUACAAUCAGUUUGGUCAUGCAGUGAAUGGAGUAAGAAAGGAGAGAAAUGUGCCUGUGUGUUUUUACACUUUUUGUUACAAAAUGGAGUCACAUCUGCUAAGUAUACAUUUAAUUUAAAUUCCACAAUACCUAUGACAAAACGUAAUAUGACAAAAACCCAGGUAAUGGGAAUAAACAUAGAGAUGUCAAUCUUAAAUGCUUUGCAAGCAUCUUUUAAAUGGACAGGUGAUCUAAUAACCUUUGUUGUCUAGGCCUUAAAAUCACAAAAAAAAUCUAGGCCACCUAUUUUCAUCAAACUAUCAGAAGUUACUGAGUUAGAUGCAAUCCACUCUGAAAGCAGGGUGGCCACCCAUUAAUCAGUACAAGUUAGAAUGUGGGCAACUCGGCAGUCUUUGCGCAGGCACUGCAGCAUGUAGUCGCUCAUGUGUGCCAGGCUGCCCAGAGGCAAAGACAAGCUGUCCUCUGUGGGAGGUGUAUCGUCUGUGUCCUCCUUAUGCCCCCAGCCACGCUCCAGUGAUGCCCACCAGCUGCAUUUGGUGCCACCCUGCUGUGAACACGGAUCCUCCUCCUCCUCAUCCUCAUCAUCCUCCUCAUCCUCCAGAACUGUGCCCUGGCUGGACAAUUGUGUACCUGGCCUAUGCUGGUGCAGGAAUCCACCCUCCAAGCCAAGCCACUUGUGAAUGACUGGCCUGAUAACCGUGGAAAUGACCCCUCGUCCUCCUCCUCUUCCUCCUGUGCCACAUCCUCUUCCAUCAUUGCCCGCAGCGUUUUUUCAAGGAGACAUAGAAGCGGAUAGUAAGGCUGAGAACGGCGUCAUCGGCACUGGCCAUGUUGGUGGAGUACUCGAAACGGUGCAAAAUGGCACACAGGUCUCUCAUGGAGGCCCACUCAUUGGUGGUGAAGUGGUGCUGUUCCGCAGAGCGACUGACCCGUGCAUGCUGCAUCUGAAACUCCACUAUCGCCUGCUGCUGCUCGCUCAGUCUCUCCAGCAUGUGCAAGGUGGAGUUCCACCUUGUGGGCAUGUCGCAUAUGAGGCGGUGAGCGGGAAGGCCAAAGUUACGCUGCAGCACAGACAGGCGAGCAGCAGCAGGGUGAGAUAGUCGUAAGCGCGCCCACUUUCUGCAGCAGCUCUGAUAUAUCUGGGUAGUUUUUCAGGAAUUUCUGCACCACCAAAUUCAGCACAUGCGCCAGGCAAGGGAUGUGCGGCAAACUGGCUAGGCCCAGUUGCUAUGAGAUUUCAUCCAUUAUCGCACAUCACUAGGCCAGGCUUAAGGCUCAGUGGCAACAACCACUUAUCAGUCUGUUGUUCCAUGCCCAUCCACAGCUCCUGCGCGGUGUGGGGUUUUCCCCCCAAACAUAUGAGUUUUAAAACAGCCUGCUGUCGUUUCCCCCGGCUGUGCUGAAGUUGGUGGUGAAGGUGUUAUGCUGCUUGGAUGAGGUGGUGGUAGUGGAGGAGGAAGCGGAGUAGGAGGGGGAGGCAACAGGAGGCAAAGAGAAAUGCCCUGCAAUCCUUGGUGGCGGAAGGACAUGCGCCAAACUGCUAUCCGCUUCAGGCCCAGCCACCACUACAUUUGCCCAGUGUGCAGUUAGGGAGAUAUAGCAUCCCUGCUAGUGCUUGCUGGUUCACGUAUCUGUGGUUAUGUGGACCUUGCCACUGAUGAAGUUGCACAGUGCACACCUAAUUUUGUCUGCCAAUUGGUUGUGCAGGGAAGGGAUGGCUCGCCUGGAAAAGUUGUGGCGGCUGGGAACCACGUACUGUGUGACAGCCACCGCCAUCAGGUUUUUAAAACUGUCCGUCUCCACCAGACGGAAUUUCAAAGGCCAUGAAUUUUGAAAUGCUGGCAUUCAGGGCCAGGGAUCACGGGUGGCUAGGGGCUACUUCCUCUUUCUCUCCAGUGUUUGGGAGAUCGACAGCUGAACGCUUCCAUGGGACAGUGUGAAGAUGCUUGGGGACGGUGGCGGACGUGGUGGCGUUGCUGCCACAUCCUCUGUUUGCGGGGUGGCAGGUGCCACUGUCACUCCAGAGGUGGAAGAACGGGCAGAGACAGCAGCAGAAGAGGAAGCAGGAGGAGCCUGAGACCUUUCUUGGUUUUUGAGUUGCUUACUCCACUGCAGCUCGUGCUUUGCAUGUAGAUGCCUGAUCAUGCAGGCUGUGCUCAGGUUUAGCACGUUUAUGCCUUGCUUCAGGCUCUGAUUGCACAAUGUCUUGUCGUUAGCACAUUAUCUUAAGAACUGCCACACCAGGAGCUUGCUUUGGUGUGCUCAGUCUAAGGGGCGGCUGCUACGCUUUUGCACCCUACUCCCUCCUAUGCUGUGCUGGUGCCUCUGUGCGACCACCGCCUCUUCCUCCAAACUGCACAUGUCACUUGCAUGACCUUCAUUCCAUGUGGGGUCAUCAUCCUCCAUGUGCCGGUCUGCACAAUGCAGGAAGCCACAGCAGUUGGCACCUGUGUUUCGUUGUCAUCAGAAACGUGCUGCGGUGGUCCUUGCAUGUCCACAUACUGGCACAUAAGUGGUUGUGCAUUAGUCCAGGGGCAGGGCUUGGUGGAUGGCCCACAGAAACCUUGCCAACAUAGUCAUCAAAAAGUAUAAGAGACUGCUGCAUGACUUGUGGGUCAGACUGCUUGGCUGAUUUGCAUGGGGGUGAGGUGAAAAACAGAUGGCCAUGGGCUGCAGGUGCCAACUCUGAGCUUUCAGCAGGGUACCGGGUGAGAGAGAAUGUGCAGGAACUGGAGGCACUGUCCAAUCUACUAUCGCCUGUGCUUGUUCUGGCCUCACCAUUCGAAGAGCAGCAUUCGGGCCUACCAUAUAACACUGAAGGUUCUGUCGCGUACUCGCACCUGAGGAAGGUGUUUCACUUGUGCGUGUAGCUGGCACAUAUCAACCACGUCCUCUCCUUGCAAGAGGAGCUCCACCAACACGAGCAGCACCAUGACUAGGGCCACGUCCCUUAUUUGACGCUCACCUCAUUCUUUGCGUUCACCCACCAAACUAACAGAUGGUUUAUAUCAGGCGACAAUGUAACCGCCAAAAGUCAACAAUUUAUUUUAGUUAUUUUUUUUGUUUAUUGGACUGCAAGAAAUGUACUGCAGGCCCCAAAUGUACUAUUUAGUAGCCAAACAAUUUGAAUGUUUAAAAAUGCUAUGUCACAGCACUAUUUGACGAUUCUAUUUGACUCCCAGAUAUGAAGUGCAGGCACCAAAUUUACUAUUUAGCAGAUUAGCACCCAGAAAAUAAGAAUGUUUACAAUUGUGCUGUGCACGCACUAUUUGACGCUUCUAUUUGACUCUCAGAUAUGAAGAGCACGCCCCAAUUUACUAUUUAGCAAAUAAGCAUCCAGAAAAUAAGAAUGUUUACAAUUGCGUUGUAACCGCAGUAUUUGAUGUUUCUAUUUGACUCUCAGAUAUGAAGAGCACGCCCCAAAUUUACUAUUUAGCAGUUUAACACCAAAGCUAUUAGAAUUUUUACAAGUGCGCUAUAACCGCAGUAUUUGACGCUUCUAUUUGACUCUCAGAUAUGAAGAGCACACCCCAAAUUUACUAAUUAGCAGUUCAGAACCAAAACAAUUAGAAUUUUUACAAGUGCGCUGUAACCGCAUUAUUUGACACUUCUAUUUGACUCUCAGAUAUGAAGUGCAGGGCCCAAAUUUACUAUUUAGCACAUUAGCACCCAGAAAAUAAGAAUGUUUACAAUUGCGCUGAAACCACACUAUUUGACGCUUCUAUUUGACUCUCAGAUAUGAAGAGCACACCCCAAAUUUACUAUUUAGCAGUUUAGCACCAAAACAAUUAGAAUUUUUACAAGUGCACUGUAACCACAGUAUUUGACGCUUCUAUUUGACUCUCAGAUAAGAAGUGCAUCCCACUGAUGUUCUUUUUAGCACCCAAAAUAUUUUACAUUUUAAAACUGCAAUGUGACAGCAGUAUUUGAUGCUUCUGUUUGACUCUCAGAUAUGAAGUGCACCCCACUAAUGUAUUCUUUCCUAAUCUGUCCCUGAAGCGGCAGCAUCCUCUCCCUACACUAAUAAGAGCUCAUGUGCGUGCAACGCAACGUGACUCCAGCUUAUAUAUAGAGCCUGGGUCACAUGCUGCACUGGCCAAUCACAGCCAUGCCAUUAGUAGGCUUCUAAGGGCACACAAGUCAAACGCUUGUUGAUUGGCUGCCCUGCAGCCUUUCAAAACGCGCCAUUAAAUUGCCAAACACCAAACUCCAACCUGAACAUACAGUGAAAUGUCCCUGUUCGGGUCCGGGGUACAAAAAACGUAAUGAUCGGUACGAACCGGAACUUUACAGUCCGGGUUCGCUCAACUCUAUUCAUGAGUGAAAAUAAGGUCUAGAGUAUUGCCUGCUACAUGCGUGGGGGAAUUAGCCCACUGUGAUAGCCCAAGGGAGGAGGUAAUAGAAAGUAGUUUUGAGGCUGCUAGGGUCAAGGGUGGGUUAAUAAGAAUGUUGAAGUCUCCGAGAAUUACAGAUGGAAUGUUAGAAGAGAGGAAGUAAGGAAGUCAGGCAGCAAAGUGGUCAAUGAAGAGAAGUGGUCAAGGCAGCAAUGUUAGCAGAGAUGGGUUUGAAAAGGCAGAUUGAAUGAAUCUCAAAUGAUGAGAAAGAGAGAGAAGGGGUUGUGGAGCAGUGAGGUGAGAGCAGAAACCCUACACCACCACCUUUAUUUUCAGAGUUUCUUGGGUUGUGGGAAAAUUGAAGACCAACAAAGAAUAAAGAGGCAGGGGUAGCAGUGUCAGAGGGAGAGAGCCAUGUUUCAGUUAAUGCUAGUAAUUGUAGGGAAUGAGAGAUGAAAAGAUCAUGCACAGCUGUGGAUUUAGUAAUACUGCAAACAGAGCGUGCAUUACAGAGGGCUGUGGAAGGAGAAUUUAAAGGAAGAAUUGCGUGAGAUGGGUAUGAGAUUGGAGUGAUUGUUGGAGUUAGCACAUGAUGGGUUUGCAAGUGUGGGACCGGGGUUUGGAGAGACAUCACCAGCUGUUAUAAGGAUAGAAAAGAAGAAAAGAUGGGAGCAGGAUUUAAAGAUUUUGUUUUAAAUAAUUUUAUUGGUACAUAGGAAAAGCAGUCAUCCCACGCAGGGGAGGCAAACGGUGCAUAAUAAACUUUUGUCAUAAGCAUAUGCCACAAAGUGUAUUAUAUAUCGAAUUAGAACAGUCAAAGCCUAGUAAGGCAGAAAGGUUAAAGUGUGUGAACAUAAGUAACAUAACAAAGGUUAGGCAAAUGUCAUAUUGCAUAUCCGUUCCAACAUUAGCGAUAAUAGGCCAUUCUCUGUAUCCUAUUUUGCAGUCGGCAUAUGUUAGCAGUACAAUAUUUAGCUAAAUCUGAACCGAGGUAUUUGCACUGUUGUCUACGCUGAAUUAUAACAGGUCAAGUUAAGUAGCGUUUUAUGCCUGUUCUCAACUUUAUUUGAUUAAGCAUUAGGCAGCAACCCAUUAGCGAGUCCCCGGGGGGGGGGGGGUUAAAAUAUGGCAUAACACAAGGGCACACCUUUAGAAUAUCAGAGAAAGGGUUAAUAUUUCACUCUUAGAUAUUAAAAUGAUAUUUAGAGAUUAGAUAAUGGGAGUUUAGGGGCUUAAUUGGUUGCUGUAUAGCUUCCUCUCCACACGUUUAAACAGGGUAGUAUGUUGUAUGUCUUUAAUUCGUGCCCUCAGGUAAGCGGUAACUGAUGUCCCUAAGAUGGGACCCACAGAAUCUAUAUGCUUGAUAUUACAAACACAUCUAGGAAAUAAGCAAAGAACGGUUAAACUGUAAGCAGGCUGUUUCUUAACAUAGGGUGAUAUGAUGGGGGUAUAAACCUCCGGUUUUAGAUCUACGAAACAUUACAUUAAGUAGAGAUUAAUUAAAUAAGAAUUAUAGCAACGCAGGACUUUAUAUUAGUCGGACAAGGGCCGUCUAUGGCACAGCAGCAGUAUGCCCCUCAGCCAGCCAAGUCUCCAUCCGUCUCCCCCAGGCAGGCCUCAGCCCGCCAGCAGGACUCUCCAUGGCUCCGUGGGCACUCAGAAGCAGGAACUGUCCGCAUGACCCCCACACCUAGAGUCGACGAACCGUCUGCCCCCUGCACCUCACCAGAACCUCUCAAGCCUCUGUGGAGCGUGUGCACCCAUGUCUCUCUUGGUGCCGGCCACACUCUUGGGGGUGGUGCACGCCUGUCUCGGCCACCGGUCCGCCUGGAGGCCCGCCACCACCUGGUCCACAGGGCUCACAGCAUCAGGGACAGGUCUCUCCGGGGACCCCUCAGACCCGGAGGCCAGGGCACCUACUCCUCUUGCGGGCCGGUUGCCAGAGAAUCCAUCUGGAGGCCGGUAGCACCGAAGGUCACACGCACUGUCCAAGCCGGACCACCAUGGCAGGUGAGUAUUUUUCACUGUGUCCCUUCUCAGAGCAGUCAAAUGCGCAAUUAAAUGGAUUUUAAACAGCCGAUUGCAAGUAUCCACCGUUGUGGCUGUCCCCAUAUCUGUAUGGUCCAGUCUUCUGACAGGCUGUUCCGCAGGCAGCCUUUGCCAGUAUAGGCGAUCGGCACAACACCAGCCCGGGGACUCUCGUCGCCAGGAGGGCCGCCGCCAUGAGGUCAGGAUUACCUCUGCCGACCAUGGGUGGGGGAGCGGGGGCCGCACCACCGGCAGGCACCGGCCGUGUUAUGUCAGGGCUCUCUCGCACUGCCUGCCCUGCUCUAUUGCCUCCUGAGGCUCCAGAUCGUGAGUAGGCCGGGGAUAUCAGCACCCACCUUACUGUUUGCUAUCGGUGGUUAUCGGGUGUCUUUCUGAUGCUGGGGUUAUGCUCUUCCCCAGUACUGCGGAGAUGUCCACUUUGGGGUGUUCAGCACACACUUUUAGUGCCUUUUUCAAGUGCUCGGGUCUGGAGCUAAAGUUGAUGGCUGCCAGCCGGCCCGGCGGCCCGGCCCCGCCCCCGAUUUAAAGAUUUUGUGAGAGUGUUUAUAUUUUCUGGAUUUAGAAGAAAAUGGUGAAGAUAAGUUGGAAAGGUACAAGUGGAGUGCAUGGGAUGAAUAAAAAAGGAAGGGAAGUAGGGUGGGAGCAAUGAAAGUUGUGUCAGCAGGAACAGGUAGGCAGAAUGACAGAGAUAUUUUGAGAAGUGAGGGUGAAAGUAAAGAAUAUGAGGGAGAACAUUUUAUAUGAAGAAUUAAAGAUUUUAUAUUAUAUAGAAGGGGAGUAGGAGUUUCAAUAAUGCAGAAUUAGAUAAGGUGAUCUAUUAGAGUUACAAGAGAGGGGUGAGAGGUUAAAAGGCAAGGAGUGUGACAAUUUAGCAGGUGAUUAGUGUUUGAGAGACAUAAUUAGUGUGUUUGGGCUGUCAGGUAAUUUGUCCUAUCUAUAAAUGUAAUGAGAAACUUGGGGUGGGAAGCCAUCCAUGCAUAAGCUGAAAGUCUUGGGAACUAGAUGCUGGUGUGUUUGGGACCCAGGCUGCAUUUAAAGGUGGGGAGAAAGUAUUUGAGAUUUAAAGAUAUGAGGAUAGAUCAUAAAUGGUGAACAUAUAUUAACAAGACUAUCAGCAAUAACUCUAAACUAACAAAAUAGGGGUAAAUCAUAAAUGGUGGACAUAAAUAAGCCAUACUAUUAGUAAUAACUUUAAACUAACAAAAAUAGAGGUAGAUCAUAAAUGGUGGGCAUGAAUUAACAAGACUAUUUUAGCACAAUAACUAACAAAAUAAACAUUUAUAUAAACAAGUGUGUGUGUAAGAAUGUUAUAAAGGGCAUUGCCUCUAAAACCCUAACUGCUUCAAGCUUCAAAAUUCAAACAUUAAUAGAGGGUAAAUUGUAGGGAUGUUCAUAGGGAAAAUAUUUGUUUCAUUUCGGCAUUGGAACUUCGGCACUUCGGUUCGGCACUUCCGUACUUUGGCACUUCGGAACUUCGGCAACUUCAGAACUUCGGAUGUUCUCUUGCAGCCGCUUAGUAGAUAACUCCCUAAUUCCCACAGUAUUAGGAAGCUAUCUAUCAGAAGGCUUAAAGGCCUAAAUUGGUCUUUCAGCCAAAUUUACUAAUACUAAAUAAAAAUUACUCACUAUACCGCGAGUAGGGGCAUGUCUAUUAAACAAAAAACAAAACACUGUGUCCCCCCCUCCCGAAUCCCCACCCGUGCUGUGCGAGUGGGGGCUUCUAACCUGAAGGGGGGACCUAUUGCCCCUCCCGGUCCCCACUCCUGAUCGGCAAGUGGUGGCCCAAAAUCAGAAAAAUGGAGGGUACCUAUGGUCCUCCCCCGUGGCCCCCACCCCUAAAUGACGGGUGGGGGACUUAAAGUAAAAUAAGGGGGGCACCUAUUGUCCUCUCCCCCGGCCCCCACCACUGAGCAAUGGUGGGUGGGGGGCCGAAAUAAGCAUAAGGGUGAGGGGGUUAGUUAGGGAUUCAUUAAUUUUUUUGGAGGGGUGUGACUAGGGGCUUGGGUGACAUUUUUAUUUAGGGUCCCCACCCACCGCUCACGGGUGUGGGCCAGGGAGGAGGAGGACAAUAAGUCCCCCCCUUAGUGGUAUUUAGGGUCCCCACCCACCACUCAGGGGUGGGGGCCAGGGGCAGGAUAAUAUAGGACCCCUAUAAUAUAGGGCCCCUAUAUUCUAAUUUAGGGCCCCCACCCACCGUUUAGGGUUGAGGGCCGGGGAGGAUGACAAUUGGUCCCCCUUGUUUUACUUUAGGGCCCCACCCACCGCUUAUUAUAAUUUAGGGCCCCCACCCACUGCUCAGGGGUGGGGGCCAGAGGGGGAGGACAAUAGGGCCCCCCUUAUUCUAAUUUAAGGCCGAAUUGCCGGAAAUUCGUAAGGAACGAAACGAAUUGCACAUGUCUAGUAAAUUGGCUAAAAUAGUGGAUCAGGAUGUUUCACUUCUUUCAGUAAUUGCUACAGUAAAGACGUUUUACAUUUGGAAAUUCACAUAGAUAAUGAAUAAAAAAGAAAACAGUUGUGGCUGAAAUCUUUUUUGAUCUACCUCACCUUGAUAUCAAGAGAUCCCCAAAAAUAAGUGAUUGAACAUUACUGACUGGCAUUUUCAAAGCUUUGGAUAUCUUUUUAUUUCAAGUAGAUAAUAGUAAAAGGCUACUUCUUGAAGAAGCCUUUUUAGGCGAAGCGUGUUUAGAUAUUGUUUUACUACUUUAUAAUAAAGAAAUUAUUUUGGCAUAAAUUAUUUUAUUGCCAUAUUUUCUCUUUUUACCUGACUACAUACCCUACAAGAAACAUAAAGAAUCCACAGGUGGGGAUUACACCACCCAAAUGCUUACACCGAGCAGUAAAAGCCUGCUCUAAAUAAUGUGAGUAAUAUAUUUUAUGUUUUUAUAAAAUCUUUUAUUCAUAAAACAGAGAAUCCUUUUAAUUCUGGGUCGAACAAUACUAAUAUUGGACGCUGAACCUAUGCCACAUAUCUGCCAUUCAAAUAUUACUCCAUAUAUCCUUGAGUGGGGAUUAUUCCACUUCACGCGUGCAAUAUCAGAGCUGGAUUUUAGCUCUGAAAAGUGUGAGUAAUACUACUAUUACUACCUUAUAAUUUUAUUCACCUAUAUACUGUGCCAUUGGAGUCCUGUUCUUGUCUUACUUCUUUUCACAUAUGCUCCACUGAAUUUCAAGCAUACAACCGUGAAGAUUUACUCCAUCCUCUCAAGAAUCCUUUUUUCCACACAUGGACUUAUGAUAAGUUAUUUAUGAUAAGUUAUUUGGAUCACUGUUAACCAUUAAUUUUAUAUUAUAUUUUAUCAUCAUUUUAUAAUAUAUAAUUUAUUUUAUUACUUACAUUUUAUUAUACAUUUUAGGUGCACCCUUAUUCUGUUGUCUGUUUUCUUGUGUUUUAUCUUACUGUUAGGGGAUUAGAGGGGACUCCCCUUUGAGGUGUGCAGCUGUCUUACUACAUUUCUCUGUGGCAGUUUAGCAUUGAUUUUUUCUUUCUGUAUCUUCCACUAUUCAUAACUCCUAAAAUAUUCAUACAAUCUCCAUAAGUCCAUAGUUACAUAUUUUGAGUCAGCAUACUCUAAAUACAAACAUACCCAAAAAUCAGACAAUUCCCUCCAGUGGUUAAAAAGUUAGGUGAAAGUCCAUUUUUGACCGACCGCAAGCAUGGCUUUCCUGCCCAAAACAGUUCCAUAGAUUUGGGCUGUCUAUUUUACACUGAAAAAUAACUAAGUCCCAUUCGAAUGCAUGAACGGGACACCAUUCGGGCAAAUAGCUUAGUAUAACUGUGCAUUUGAAUAGUCAAAUGCACUUCGAUUUUAGCCGAAAUGUCAAAGUGGAGGAGAAGGUAAGGGUCAGCGGUGUUCGUGCAAAUGUGGAGCCGAUUUUAGUUCCAUGGAUUUGACGGCACACACAGCUGACCGCGUUCGACUAAAUAAAGAUGGCCACCGCCACGUGUUCGACUGUAUGACGGCAGUGGUCGUCAAUUAACCUGCGGUUACCCGCCAGCCUGGGAGGUAAAUUGCCUGCACACUACCACUUGCGUGUGGUCCGCCUGUUCAGUAAUUGGUUCGGUAAGCCCCAUUUACUGAUCCAAGUGGGAAAAAGCCACAAACAAAGUAUUUUAACAGUCUGGGGAUUCUGGGGACACAAUUUUAAAGGGGCCAUGUUCCAAUUCUCACUAUGUCCCAAUAAUGUGCUUAAAGGGCCAGCACCAGUCCCAUAAAAGUCCAUAAGCCCAAGUAAUGUUUUUAAAGAGCCAUACACCCCAGGUUCAUAGUCACAGGGCAAGAGGCUGGCAAGCAGGUCUCUCCAGGACCAAGUGGCAAAGGGUACUUCGUCACAAGAGCUAUGCCAAUCUCACUGUUAAUUAACCAUAUCAGCAUAAUAUUCAUUUAAACAAUGGAUCUGUAUGCAUAAUCUUCAUAUUCUAAGUUUAUUUACCUUCUAUAAAUAUACAUUUUUAGCAUAGUUAUUCUAUAACAAAUUUGGAUGUUUUCUUUUAGGGAAAUUCCAUUACUUAAUUCUAAAAACUACAAUCUAAAUACAAUCUACCUGAUAACUCAAGAACAUAUUAUAUAGAAAUUAGCGAAAAAAUGAAAGAAGACAAAUGUAUUUUUUUUAUCUUAAUAUUUCUUUAUUUAAAUUUUUAACAAAUACAGUUUAUAUCAAUUUACAAUUAAACAAAAUUUAAUCACGCAAACACAAAUACAUAAUAAUUUACAUUACAUAGAUGUACUACAUUCAUUCCGGAGGGUUCCAAAGAUAAAGCUUUACAGAUUCAGAAUUUCAAAAAUCUUUUUAACUUCAAGUUCAGCUCCCAAUAGCUGGUAUAGAUAUAACAGAAUACGCUGUUAUUCAGAAUACGCCGUUCUUACAGCGUACCAAAGAAGCUAGUGUGCCUCUUCCUUGCAUUUUCAACCUUUUUCUCCAAAUAAGCUCAUAGGUACUUUGCUGUAAGAACGGCGUAUUCUGUUAUUAGAUUAAAGAUUAAAGACACAAUCUAAUUUUAGAAAAUAAAAUGCACAAAAUGUCAUAUUGCCAAAACCCAAUCUUAUGUAUGCAACUUUAACGCAGUUGGGAUAUAUGGGAAAACUGCUUAUAAAAAACAACUAAUAUUUAUAAUUUAAAUUUACUGUCAUGAUUAUGUGAUGCAAAACAAAAUGUCAAUGUAAUAUUAUGUUCAUUUUCUUUAGUAUGGAUGGAUGCCCCUCCCUUUUUCCAAGUUCCCCUCUCCUUCCCUCACUUGAAUAGUAUGUUUUAUUAUUAAUUAUUUUUGUUGUAAAAACAUUUAAAACUUUAUUAAAUAAUUUGAAAUGAAAAGGGGAAAUUGCAGGAAAUAAAUGGAAAAAAUUCCAAAAAAAGCUUUUGUCACAAAUGUGUUGCAUUGCAGAAAAGUCUUGGUCUUUAAGGGAUUAAAUAUAUCCCACAUUUCAUUCAAAGAAUGGGUAGGGUAAAAUGUCAUCUUCCUCCCAGUAACAUAUAGGGACACUAAAGACCCCCGAAGUAGUUCAUCCUAAUGACAAUUAAUUUACAAAUUCAACUGAGGAUAAAUAUCAGAAUUAUUUCAGGUAGGGACUCUCAAUUUUGCAACCCACUUCAGCAGCACCUCUAUGCUGCCUUAUAAUGGUGCCAGCCCUGUUCAAACAUUACUGAACUAAAGGAGUAUAAAGAAAAGUUUGUAAAAAGCCAAAUUGGAAUUUUGUAUUCAUUCAGAUAUCCACAUUUUCCAGCUUUAACUAAAACUUUGUGACUAACAAUCAUAGAAUAUCCAUUAAAUUAAUUUGCACAUGGUUUUGAUUGCCUUACAUGGAUAUGAUUAGGGUACACAAAUUUCCCAACAACAAUAAAACUUAGAAUAUGAAGAUUAUGCAUACAGAUCCAUUGUUUAAAUGAAUAUUAUGCUGAUAUGUUUCAAUAUAAAAUAUUGUAUUUAAAAAAAAAAAAUUAAAAUUAUGUUUUUAAACUCACUUUGAUUGUUAAUAAUUGCAGGGGCAACUGGUCACAAAGAAUUAUCCAACUCAUGCAUUGGUUAUCAUUGGACUUCUUGUUGGAGCGUCUAUUUCUUGUAUAUUUUUUGGAGUGCUAAUACAUUUCAUCAACAAGAGGUUAAGAGGAACCUAA